Messenger RNA from Spirometra erinaceieuropaei, 69974 nucleotides. Lineage: Eukaryota; Metazoa; Platyhelminthes; Cestoda; Diphyllobothriidea; Diphyllobothriidae. The record is from the annotation of a GenBank genome assembly.
AUGUCGUCGCAAAGCAAGGAAGUCUGCAAAGAUGUUUGGAUGGAGGUGAUUGCCAUGGGCGUUUAUCUGGGUGAUAACCUUUCAAAUACUUUCCCUUGUAAGUCCUCGUGAAUACUAUGAAUUAAUUUGGCUAAUUGAAACAUGAUGUUGAUGUUCAACUGUCAGUUCUUCGUUGACAACUAUUCUUAAAGUUGAAUUUGAGAAUAAAUGAAUAUUCGUUUCCCUUAUAUAUUUCUGUAGGGAAUGGAAGUAUUUUUUUUCAAAAAUCAGAUAUUUGAUUAGGGUGAGUCAAAUUUAUAUAAAUGCACGUUCUUUGAGUGUAUUUUUAGGAUGGUGCAUUUAGUAGUAAACAUCUUGAUGUGUGCUACGUAGCUAUAAAUUUAUAGUUUCCUUGUAAAGCCCCUUAAGGCACUCUCAACUCCUUGCAUAUACGCCCCGCUCCGCCCUCUCUCGAGGCCUCUCUCGGCCCACAAGUUGUGGCCAGGUGUUGGCAGAGCACUUAAUGUAGGCAUCGUGUGCUGGCAGGCUAGUGCUGGAUAAUGUACUUUCCUUAAAUUUUCCGUCAUGAUAAUUUCCCUUGUCACGAGUAUCUUUUUGUCAACGAUAGAUAACAACGGACAAAUAUCAAGUUGCCCAUCUGACAGCCCUAUACCCGGUUUUAACUGCUGUGAUCAACUGCUUGAAUCCGCUCUUCAGAAAAAAUCCAUUGAAGAAGUAAAUUAUAGUGUCCGAGCGUACUUGAAAAUCUGGCCAAAUGAAUUACAAAAGCUAAUAGAACUGGUUACAAGUAAGUUGGUACUUUCAGUAUUGUAGCAUCUUGAUUAUUGAAAUGUACUGGCAUUUACAAAGACAAUCCAAGUAAAUAAAUAAUUGCCUAUUUCUAAACGGUAUGUAAGUAUGAGUACAUAUUUUCAACAUCAUUUUUGAGUAUUAUGACAGUUAAGAUAAAGCAAAAUAUAACAUGGCAUUUCUUUUUGAAGUUACGCUGAAAUCCAUAGGCUGUUUUGACGAAGAAAUAUGGAAGAUCUAAAAAAGAACACAUCGUGAGCUGUUAAGGUUUUUAACUAUUAACCUUAUUUUACAUAAUAUUAUGCUGUCAACUGCCUGCUAACCUCCCAGCCAUUCCACCAGUUACUAUUUUUUCAUCGAUUGAUAUCCUGGGCAUUUGACUUCGAAGGUUAUUUAUCAGAAAGUCAGCAUACAACGAGGAGAACUAUCGCAUUAUUUUUAUGAUCAGUAUUGGUUAUGCAAUUUGCCUCUUUUCUAAUCGAAACAUUGACAAACAUUAAAAUUGCUUUAUGAAAUAAGGUUCUUAUUAAAUGCGCAGCCGUUUCUAUGAGUGAGAGAUGAAAGUCCUUAUUGUCGUGAACUUCACGGUCAAAUGAAAUUAUCGGUUACCCAGACUCUUAGUUAUCUAAUUUAAAGGUGAGAUGUAUCAAAAUUAGCCUUUUAUUGCUUAAGUAUAACAAAGAUACAGAAAUCGAUGAGAAAAAUUUCGCAGCAUGAAUAUACACAUCCCUCUUACAGAAAAAGCAAACUGGAUCGGAUCUGAAUCAGAGCCAAGUCGAGCUGUCAGGUACGUCCGAUCGGACGCAAAUCAUUAUGAAUAUUCGAAACCCCUUUUUUCAUGCGAACGGCAGUCUGCUUAUACUCGUUAUAAGUAAGUGUUGCCCCGGUAUUGGCGUCUGCACAUGGUGGCAAGUCCAGAAAUUUAAUUUAAAACACACACUUAAAUAAAAUUCAAAAUAAGAUGUCAUUGUUAAGUGGACGGUCUCGGUUCAUUGUCGCAAUUUGGAGGAUACGCAAGUGAGGAGACCAGUCAUUAACCGAAGGAAUUCUUUCGCAUGCCACUGCUAUUGGGACUAUAGGCCUAAAACUUCGUAGUGACUGGGAGACUCGUGUUAAAUUAACAUUUAGUCAGAAAAUUUUGAGAUCAUCAAAAUACACACUGCAGGAAUUCUAACUCCACUAGAAACUGCAGCAACCGCACUUCGAACAAGGUAAAUCCUACUAUUUGCCAGAAAUUAAAGUUGCAUAAGAAGUAUAUUCAGCGAUUUGGCUGGUGACUUCUGCAUUUUACGCCUAGAUAGUAAAUACUAAAAGAUUUUGUGCUACCUUAACAUUUUGCGACUUUGGGACUCAGUUUUAAAGCUUUUGACUUACAUGUCUGAUCCGAACUACGGGUAUUGCACUUUUUUAGCCUCUUUACAACACCUUUUGAUUACUGACUGACUGUGGACUGUGAAAAUUCUUGUGUCAAUGAAGUUGAUAGCAUCAUUCAGCUUCUGAAUUAGAAAGGCAGUGAAUAAACACCGUGACUCGCCCAUGUGGUUAAAGAAUUAUCAUGCAAUGCCGGGAAUCCUGGGUAAAUUGCUGAAUUGCAUGCUAAGCAGUGGAUUGGAGCAAUAUUGUUAACUUUACAAGCCACAUUCGUAAAUGCAGAUAUAUGACGUUUCAUGAACGGCCAUUAAACGGUAUUAAAAAAUCUCACAAUUACAAAAUUUUUUAAAACCGAAUUAAAUUUUUUUUAUGUAUGAAAUUGAAAGAAAACGUGAUUUUCUACCGAAUACGUACAAGAAUGAAUAUUUUAAUGCAUGUUUGCCAUGAAAUUGAAUUUUCAAGGGCAUCGAAAAUCAAUGAGAAAAUUGCAUGCUACUUAAGUAGUCAUUUUUUGCAGAAUAUUGAUCUUGCAAAGAAGCCGAAAAUAAGUUCUUUCGAGAGCCGACACCCUGAGGUAACUGGAUCAUUAUAGAUUUAUGCUGUAUCAUAAUUAGUUUUACAACACUACUUAAUUUAUCUUUUCGAAACGAGAACGCAUUUCGAAAUGUUGGUUGACAUUUCAUGAGUUAGCACAUCUACUCUAUGUGACAUGUUACAGGUUUGCAAAGUUUGGACCGCUACGCUGCACGCCUUUACGAUUGCGCUGAUUUACUUUUAAUGAGGAGCAUACGCUGGAACAAGAAGAUUUUUCCACCAUGAAAGAACUUUCCAUGACUUGAAGAUCUGCAAAAAUUUCGAAACAUCAGAGAACAUACCUUAAUCUCGCGGAGUAAGAGACAAGAAGCCUUCACAAGCAUUUUAAAUGAUUGGGAAAUUUGAUGUUCUAAAACAUCUGAAGGCCCGCGCAUAUGAAUGGCUCCCACCCUUUGUCCAGUAAAAAGCAUUUUCUUGCGUCCUAACAGCAUGGUGGAUCUCGUGAAGGAAAACAGCGUUCACACUGCAGGCACUCAUAAUUCGCACAAGUAAUUUGAGCAAGCUUGUGUAUCGUGUAAUACGUUGAAUGGUGGUAAAAGGGAUUUUACGGAUGGGAGAGAACGGAGGGCAAGAAGACACAGAAAAUAGAUAAAUUUCUGCCGAAAGUCUUAUCCUACACUGCCAUUUGACAAAUAAAGGGAGUGCAAUAGUCAAAAAAUAAACGAAGAGUAAUUUAAAAAAUAACGGACUUUGAAUAAAGCACCGCUGGUACGUUCAAACAGUGGGAACGGCAAAUAAUAAGUGAAAUUUACAGUCACACUGAAUUUUAAGAUAUAUUUUUGUAGUUGGCAUCUACGUGUUAGUCCCAAACCCUAUCGUUACCCCAUAUUUUAGUGCUAUCUCAUUCUCCGGAAGUUUAAUUUCUCCGUCAGGCGAUUUUGGUCUAGAGGAAGAAUGUUUAGCGGUAGUCCAAAGCAAACGCACAAUGACUUUACAAGCAGUUGGUAUUUACGUCCAGUGCCCCAAGUUGCUAAGGGUUUGGUUAAUAAGACUGUUUUUAAAUCGGACUCAAAGGUGACGACAAGGUGCGGAUCUUUUGUCCUCUAACAACCGAUCUUCAGAGUACUAUUUCAAAAUAAAAACUUAGUUCUCAUCAUGAAAGAGCCUGGAGGCUUAAUUUUAGGCGAGCAGGUUCUUUGAGCUUGAUGACGCCCAUUUGAUCCCAAAAGCAUACAUUAUCGUCAGGGAGUCAGCAAAAACACAAGUCAGAAAGAUGAAAGUGUGCACUGUAUCUGUUGAUAUUAUAGUUUACUGUUCCGCUCAGCAAGUGUCUUCUUUAAAUCAAUAAACUUUUUAACUGCGGGUCAACAGGAGAGCCUGUUGGUAGGAUUUUAGAUUUUUGAACGCCAAAAACUUACGAAUUACAAAAAGCGCCCUGGAUCUGAGUGAGCGUGACCUUUGUGUAGAGAACCCCUUGUGAUACAGUCCUUGGAAUGGACAUGCUGCAAUUUUUCAAUGUUUUCUAAAAAGAAAAUUAUUUGGCCUUCAAAAGCUACUUCUAGAGCCCAGCACAGCAAUCAUGAUGGCUUAGGUGUCAGCGUUAGGAGCUCAGAGACAUGCUACACAAAACAGAGUAGGUGAAGUGAAAACGAGUAUUAUUUGUGAGCAUGUUUGAUGAACCGCAACGUGUAUCAGGUGGCGUAGCUUAUGAAGUUUUUUGAAUUUCGCAAGAAAGUCCCUGUAAUACAAAAUCCACCCACCCAAGGUACACCUAAAUUUUACAAGAUUUAAAGUUAUGGCAAAGUUUCGGAUUGUUGGCUGUUAUAUGAAAGCUGAAAAAACGGUUUUGGCAGAGCACGCAGGUGUGCGCUCUGCUCCAGAAACGUAAAACAGUUUAAGAACGACGUUUUCUUACUAGUAAAAAAGCUAACUUCAGGAGCCAUUCGCGAAGAAGGAGAUAUGAUCGUAGUAACAACAGCUCCAUUAGUCUGACGUUUCGAAUUCUCACACAAAUCCAUACUCGGGGACAGAAUGGGGAAAGGGUGGUGGGUCGCACGGGUGUUGCUGCGCUGCGGCAUGCCUAUCAAAUCUGGCACUUUCCGAAAGCAUCGCUGGAAGCUGCACAUGGCGCGAUAAUUGACUGGUCGGACAAGUGUUUCAGCAUGCAGUUGCUAUGCGCCCGCCCACUCGCCUGCCUGCCUGUCAAAGUUGUCGGUCACCGCACUUAUCGCAGAUGGUGUACGAGUUGUGGUAACCUGCUAAAUGCCCGAGUUUUAUCCCCUGUGGAGGUGCCUGGAUAAUAUGGGUCGCUGACACUGGCACCAGGAAUAGUGGUUAUCUGCGCACUCUCUGCAUGGCCAAGUGUUUUGUCUAGACAAAUUUAGCGCAAAGUAUAGGAGACUACUCUGGACGCGGAUGCCUGAGCACGCGGCAGCAGUGGGAAGUAAUGAAACCGGCUCCCAAUUUGCUGCUCAUUCACUGGGACGCGACUCUACACUCAAGUUCGAUGAGGUCAAAGGUCUCGUGAAGGAUGAUAACUGGGAGAACCGCGAACUGCUCGAAUCAUGUCUUUCCGAUCAUCAGUCGACUCACAAACACAAUGGCCUCCCCGCUCCCUAUUCAUCAAGGGGGCUUUGUCUGGAAAAACUGGUUAAGAACGUGGAGAACGCGCGGAUAACCACUGCUUAUGGCACCAGGGUCGACGAACAAGAUUGUCCAAGAAAGUCCCCAAGGAUGACGAAAUUCCGGCAAUUAGAAACUAGACUGCGAGCCAUUGGGAGAUAAUCAUACCACAUACAACCGUCCGCGAUGAAUGCUGAAGCCGAUAACUCUGUCAGGCGUGUGGGCGCAUAGCAGUCAGACAAUUGUCACAGUACGUACAACUUUCCGUGAUACAUUUGGAAGCUGUCAAUUUGAAUGGCAUGCAAUGGCAAAGCAGUUAAAUCUUAUAAAUGCUGCAACCCCUGCGCGAUUCACCGCCAUUCCCCGUAUCGCAGGUGACCUUAAGACAUAGUUCAAAGAAAUGGGGGUGUAUAUACAUCCGUAUCCGGAUUUGUUCAAACAAAAAUCAGGAUUUCAGGUAGAAGCCUCAAGUAUACUCCGAAAAGGGUCUUUUGCAAGUCAAUUUCAAAUUGCCUUGUCCAUUUUUUACUUAUGUUCGAAUAAAACACCAACGAAUGCUCUCUGCGAAUGACCUUAACAGUCAUAUAAUGAUUCUUGUGGAGUCCAAUUAAUAAUAACGUCUUUUUACUUACCUAUGAGCUGCUUUGGUCAUCCAAGCUCACUUCUUAACAUCGUUCUGUCGUUGACAGUUCGCAACGGACGGACCUCAUAAAAAUUGGAAAUACCUGCGAGCAACCCAGUCGACAGUACUUUGGCCGGUACUUUCUGUGUCCUUUCGUAAUCGACUGUGGACAGAAAUUGUUUCGAAUAGCACAAAACGAUAGAGAAAAGUGGUAUCAUGUCAAGAGCACGCCAUCGAUGUUUUAUUACGCACCGCGACUGAAAAUUGAGUUAAACAAACUAUUGUAAGACAACUUAACGUCUGUGACUUAUGGCAAAAUAUACAACGGAUUUGCCAAUCGAAUUUCUUCAAACUGAAUCCGCUCUCAUUUCUCAAAACAGAGCGAAUUUUAAUAUUCGGCCCCACUUGACUUUCAUGGGUGCCAAAUCCGAUUUCCCAUCGCCUGGAAGGAUUUAGCGUAUACUGACCUUUCUAACGCAGACGCAAAAACAGGCGGUCUUGCACUAGGAUGCUCAACGGGAUAGAAAAUAACGUCCAUUCCAACAAAUGUCAACACAAAAGUGAUGUCUAACAAAUGUUUGCUCCAAGAAACGCCGUAUGUGUCCCAAAUUAAUUCGGUGAGUAGAAAUUGUACGACAGAUGUGCUAACUCUUGAAAUGUUAACCGAAAUUCCAGAACGCGUUUUCGACUCAAAAAUAUUACUUAAGCAGGGUCACAAAAUUAAUCAUCCUGCAGCAUAAUUCUAGGAUAAAUCAGUUACCUCGAGAUGCCGGCUUUCGAAAGGACUUCUUUCUGGCCGACCACAAGAAUUAUGUUCUGCAAAAAAGUCUGCUUAAUUAGUAUGAAUUUUAAAUGCCCUUAUAAAUCCAAAUAUAUUUGAUCGAAAACACGCGCAAAAUGUUUAUUUCCUUACUCAUUUGGACAAAACCUACAUCCCCUUUCGAUUGAGCGAAGGGUAUAAUUCGGUUUUUAAAAAGGUUUCCAAUUAUGAGAUUUCUUAAUACCGAGAAAGGCCCGUUCAUAAAACAUCGUGUCUCUGCAUUUACUAUAGUUGCCUGUAAAGUUUACAACAUUGCCCAAAUUAACUGCCAAAUUUUAUAAACAUCAUACGGUUUCAUCUUAAUGCCGUAUAGAAAUGUAUGAACUUCCGUACACGGAAACUAUAUGACUUAAAGUUUAAAGUCCCCGAAUGCAAGCGUAACGGCAGGUCGGGUUCAAAAUUGUUUGGAAAUCGAAAAAGUUUCUUAAAAUCGAAGAAUACCCUUCCUUCAAGUAUAAGAUUUGAAGGGAGCGUAAUUUCUCACCAGAUGAUUGAUAGAAUAAAUAUUUUAUUCAUGUUUUCUAUGAAAUAUAUUUUAAUUUAGAAGGGCAUCGAAAAUCCACGAGAAAAGUUCAUACUAAUUAAGCAACCAUUUUUUAAAGACUGCAGUUCUUGCAGUCGACCGAAAGGAAGUUCGUUCAAACGUCGGCAUCCUGAAGUAAAUGAAUUGUUAUAUGACUAUUCCGCACGAUAGUUAUUAUUACAAUCCUAUUUAAGUAAUCUUUUGGGUCAAAGGCGCAUUUCAGAAUUUCGGUUAACACUGCCUGAGCUAGCACAUCGACUCUAGCUCCGAAGUGCGGAUAGUGCCCAUUGAAAUUCCAUAUAGAAAGUUUUGACUUUCGUUGUCAGCAAAAGCAAUUCGAGGCGUGUUUUGCUGGCGGAAAUUCAGAGCUCCUCAGUCCGAAUGCCCUUCUAGAUUUUGGCCACUUUUGUAUUAGACAACACUGUAGGCUAGAGUACAGGCCAGUUGACUUCCUGUCAAGAAAUAUACACUUCGUGGUACCAGAUAUGUUAAGUUCCCCCCGUUCUUGGGGCAGACCCAACCAACUUUGGGAAAGAGAUAUGAAACAAUUUUCAAACUGGCCGAUUUCCAGACAUUUGGAGACGAAAAAUCAGCAGUCAAACACACAGCUGUAAACCAGAAACUCUCAGGCAAGUUGGCGUUGCGGUCGAUUUGAACGUUGUCAAGUAGCCUACCAAAUAGGUGUUCGCGGUGAUUCUUGAUUUUAUUUGCAGAAAACAGUUAUGAAAUGGCGCGUUAAGUAAAACUUUUAGUGGUCCAACUAGUUCAUAAAGUGUAGAACAUGUUGACUUUAAUGUGCUGAACAAUGGCCAAAGCAUUUAAUCCCGGAUUGCACGCUCCAUUGUCCACUGACCUGGCGUCAAGGAGUCUACUUAGCAGCGUGGCUUCGCCAAAAAGAGGUCUGGAAGAUUUCAAAACGCAGGCAAAUUCUUCGCAGAAAAAAGAUGUAAUCUCGGACGGAAAUUGCAUACUAUACUUUAUAUAUAAUAAAAGGUACAGUAGGUGGGCUAACUCAUUAAAUGUCAACCGUAAUUCCAAAAUGCGAUUUAGUUCCGAAAAGAAAGGAAGGUUAUUAGUCGGUUUAAAUGAAAUGUCCAUCUGUGAGGUUAUUUAAUACCGUGAAAUGGCCGUUCAUAAAGCGCCAUGUCUCUGCAUUCAGUCAAAGAAAUGCUAUGAUUUGGUUUUCAAAAACUUUUCCGAUUCCCCAACUGCCGUUACACUUGCAUUCAGGUCUUCCAAACUACGAGCCGUAUAUUUUCCGCUUGCGGAAAUCCAUAAAUUUCUCUCUGGUAUUAAGACAAGACUAUAAGGGGUUCAUAAAAUUUAGCAGUGGAUUUGAGCCGUAUUGUUAACUUUACAACACACAUUAGUAAAUGAAUAGACAUGGCGCUUUAUGAACGGUCACUUCACGGUAUUAAAUAACCUCACAAAUGGACAUUUCAUUGAAACCGAAUAAUACCCUUUCUUUGAGUAUAAUAUUGAAAUAAGACAUACUUUUCUACCGAAUGAGUGGAAGACUGAAUAGUUUUAUGCAUGUCUUCCAUGAAAUAUAACUGACUUUUUAAGGGCAUCGAAAACCAAUGAGAAAAAUGCAUGCCACAUACGUAGUCAUUUUUUACAGAGUGUAGUUUUUGCAUGCGGCUGAAAAGACGUUCGUUUGAAAGCCGGCAUCCUGUGAUGACUGAAUUAUUAUAUAAUUUUGUUGCAAGGUAAUUAGUUUUACAACCCUACUUAAUUAUUCUUUUCAAAACGAAAACGCAUAUCGGGAUUUCAGUUGACAUUUCAUGGAUUAGCCCACCUACUGUACAUUAUAUUCAAGAGAUCCAAAGGCCAUUUUUGCCAGGCGUUUAAUAAUCGCCAGGCUCGGAGAGAAACUUGCAUCCGACACGGCAGUUGACAAGAUGAGGAGAAUAGUGCACUGGCCAGGUCAUCCUGCAGUUUUAUCAGUUAAAUCACAAAACAGGGUCCUGUUCAAACGCUGCAAAUUACUUCUAAUUGCCACAGCAGUGAUCUCUAAUAUGCGAUAUAUCAAGCACACAUUUCCAUCUUAUCAGACCAUCAUGAAUUUGCAGCUCGAACAUUAGCUAAAUCAGUACUUUUUGGUAGGCCUGAUCUAACUCUCCCUGCCAACAUUCCGGUACUUACUACCCACCCCAGUCUGCGGAUUUUUGAGCAUGUAAGAGAGCGAAUUUGCAAACAUUUUUGAAAUUUCUACCAUAUACUGAAAAACGUGAAAAAACACAUUGAUUACUUCAACUUCUCCGGCGACAAAAACGUCAGAAUGCCGCACAAAGUGCAGAAUUUCCACCAAGUCAGAUAAAAAGUGUACUGCAAAAUGUUGGUCCUCUAAUGGAAAAAUUUAAGCAAUCAAGAACCUCCUUAAACGGAGUACACGUAAUUAAAGUAACGCAAAUCCCAACUCAUGCAUGCUUUUAGAUGUUCGAUUCCAUUCCCCAACGGUCAGGAGUUAUUUUUCUGAGAUAUUGUUACUGAAAUUUAACCCCUUUUUUAAAAGCGGAUAUCGUAGACUUCGGGACAGUCUAGCUCAAAGACUUUCCCUUAAUAGACGUACCUCUUAGGACAUGGCUAAAUACUUUGAAUGUUGGCAGGAUUUUUGGACAAUCUGAUUCGCAAGUUUUAGGGAAAUAUUUUAUGAUAUGACAGAUGGGCGCUCACCGAUCAGGUUACGAGACGUGCUUGUUCCGCUGUGCCUUGAGGCUCAUACUAGAACUUUCACAGGCGGUCACACAGCAAUUAGGGGUUGGGCAUGACUGGCUGAUGACGGCUAAUAAGCUAAAAACGGUCAUUCCGGUCUCCCUGGUUUUUGUCGAUACCGUCUCAUCUCAUGAUGUUUUGUUAGAGCCGUGCAGCGACACUUCCAGAAGCUGUUAUAUAACUGGACUAAAAUGCGAACCUUGUAGAUGUAAACGAUGACAGAUAAGGAGGUGCAGUUGUAAUAAGCUUAAAGGCGGGGUCACUAUCUCAAAAUAACUUUUCUCAAACAUGCCAGCAGAAAUUUUGAGGAUACGAUGCAAAGACUAACUAUUCUGGGGAGCGUCAUGGCGGGUGCUUUCUGUCUGGAUAAAAGAGUCAGUAUUUUAAUUAGUAUUAUUCACUUUAAAGCGCAUACUGUACUAUCGUCUUUUAAUUUACUCUUCCCUUGACCUCUACGAUGCACUGAGAUAAAACCCUGCGGUUCCAAUUGUUAAAAGCUAUAAAUAACAGUCCACAAGAAAAUGCAUAGUUCCAAAUGCCUGUUUGUUUACCGAACGACUGUUAUUUAAAAUGUGCAUGAAAAUUUGGGAAGACGUUAUUCCUUGUGCUAUUUAUAUGAUUCUAGCUCAGAUGCUGGUUUGUACUCACGGAUUUGAUACACAUCUUAAGCAGUUCAUGUGUCCCUUGUAAUUAUUCCACUCCUUCAAAAAAAGGAUUCAUCUUAACUCGGUCAGGUUACAUGAAGGAGCUACUUUCAUGUCAACCAAUCAAAUAUGCGAAUCCCUGACAUAUACUCGGCUGAUGGAGGCGAAGAUGCCUAUUCCGGGAAACAGUACGAAGAGGGAUAUGGAGUCGCUGGAACAAGGGUUUUAUUUGUCUGAGGUCUUGGAUUCGCGCUCAAAUCCAGUAUUGCAGAGAGAAUUCAAUAUAAUCCACAUUAACCCAACUGUGAAAAACUCGGCGCCUCGGUGGGAUUCGAACCCUCGCAAGAAGGGGAAGGCUUUAGUACAGCCAACGCUCUAGCCACCUGAGUUGCGAGGCCACACCAGAAGAAGUGAGUUUAAUCACAUUUGGAUCAAGUUACCCGCCCAACCUACUGCAACGUCUGGAAUCUACCAAAUCUGAUACAGCAAGUUGACUGGCCAAGCAGGAUUUCCUAAAUAAUUCACCUAUAAUUACGUGAGCCUGGUAGCCAUCUGGUGGACUCUAGGUGGAUAACUUAAGAAAUCCUGCUUGGGCAGUCAGUUUACGGUAUCAGAUUUGGUGGAUUCCAGACAUUGCAGUAGAUUGGGCGGGUGACUUGACCCAAAUGUGAUUAAACUCACGUCUUCUGGUGGGGCUUCGCAUCUCAGGUGGCUAGAGCGUUGGCUAUAAUAAAGCCUUCCCCUUAUUGCGUGGGUUCAAAUCCCACCGAGGCGCCGAGUUUUUUUAUCGUUGGGUCAAUACGAAUUAUUCAAAAAUCUGCCGAAACAUCUAUGAAUCCAAUAUAAGUAAUACUCUGCAUCCGAUAAAUGCUGUAACACCUGUGCAAAACAUUACCCUUAUGGGAUUGUAUCUCUAGUAAUGGGCUCGAGUGUGAAUCUGAAACGUCAGACAAAUAAAACUCUUGUUUCGGAUACCUGACUCUCUGAAGGGGAAUAUCGAACUUUUCUUAGGCCACAAUCUAAGACAGUGAGAUGUAACACUCGAAAGAAUAAUUGAUUUCUUUCUGGCAAGCCAUCAUCCUUGCCUUCUGUACUAUAAUCUGGUUCUUCUGAAAUUAGAAAUAGGAGAGAUUCUCCAUGAUUUCCAACGAGACUGACUCCUAGGCGAGCAGCUAUUAGGCGGGUAGUCGGUCAAUACGAUUGCGUCGCUCUACAAUUCACUGUCCUAAAUUCCAAGGAGGCUCUGAAUGGCGAAAUGAUCAUGAGUGCGCCACAUGAAGUGAGCACCUAAAGACGAUUCAACUCCUUAACUACAACUAGCUAAGUAUGAACGAUGCAUAUUCAGGCAGUAGAGACGUGACACGGAACGGUUUUCAAAAACUAGUCUGCUUAGAAGUCUUGCGCUUUAGUCCAAACGAGGGAUCAUACUGUUUCCGUCAGAGGUAACGCAAUGUAAGGGAUGAAGCUUUCUUAAAAUGAGCGUGCAUUCAGCGAACAAUCUCAGGAAAUCUGCAUCCGACUGGAAAGGGUUGUCUAAGUGGGGUCGUUAUAUUGAUUAUCGUGCGGCAUGAUCCCAUAGUAUUUCAGAUAGGCCAGGAUUAUAUCAUUUCGAGGAACCUAUUUUCGGCCGUCAACAAUAAUCGCACUCGGUAAAAAUGCCUACCUAGUUAGUCUGCAUGUUUUCUAUUGAUUUUCGAUGUCUUUAUACAUUCGAAUCUACCCGGUGGAAAAUAUGCACAAAAUAUUCUUUCUUAAACUCGUUUGGCACCAAAUCACAUCUUCGUCAAAUUUUAUACUCGGAAAAGGUUUUCUGGUUUUAAAAAUUGCCUGAUUAUGAGAUUUUUAAAGCCUGGCAGUUUGUACCCAGACAGUGACGUUUUUGUCCGUUUAAUAAUGUUCCUUAUGAAGUAUACAGCAUAGCCAAUAUUAGUUGAGAAGCAUUUUGAUCGCUAUGUGAUAUCUACCUAAUGACAUAAAUAGAUGUUUUUCAUAACGCGGAAAGUAUACAACUUGUAGACUCUAGCAUUAAACGCAAAUUCGAAAACUAAAAAAACAUUUUCAAUAUUCAAACACACCCUUUUUUCGAGUUUGGAAUCUAAAUACGGAGUGUGUUGCGACCAACUUAAUUUAUAAAUGAGGAUUUCCAUGCAGGUUUUCCAUAAAAUAUAUUUACAUUUAUAUUAUUAAUGGAAAAAAGGCAUAAUAAUUACGUGACCGUUUAUAUCGAAUUUGUUUUUGACAGGCGCGGGAAAAAAUUCAUUUGGAAGUCAGCAUCCUGUUACAUCCCCACCUAAUUAAUUCUUCCUAACCGAACACGUAUUUUAGAAUUUCGCUUAACCGCAGUUAAUGCCGCGUCUCUCCUGGGGAAUAUGAUUAGAUAAAUACCCCGCACAUUAAAAAGUUAUUUUUUGAAAUUUGUCAUGCAUACGUAGUUGGUGUGACGUCCUGGAAAAAGCUGAUAAAGGCAAGGCGUAAGAAGUAACCUGGCGUGAAGUUUAAAUUGCAGUUUAUUAAUCCUGCAUCAUAAAAAGUACCAUGAAAACAUUGGUUCAUUUGUCAUGGGUUCCGGUGUAUACCAUGUAUUCACCAACAACGUCGUAGGCAAUUGAAAUUGACACAGAUCCUAGUGCUGCUGAGUCCUGCAUGACAGUUUGCAGAUCUGUCUCGUCCAAAAUUACAUCAACGCUCGUCAGCUGGACCGUCGCGAACGGGUGCGGUGGCUGACAAAGGCCGUCUACGCGUGCCAUAUACGCCCGAGCCGGCAGACGAUUGGCUAACUUUUUUAGAGGAACGACACAGCGUCUCGGAGUGUCAUAAUGGCCACAUUAAGAAAGAACCACUGCAAAACGUCCUUAGAAAACCGAACUGUCCCAUUACACUGGACGGCCACGAGUUAUAGCGCAUCACGAAGGCUUAAAGACCCGUUGGAUUGCUUAUAGAGGGGAGCUGGGCCAAAGGGCCGUGGGAAUACAGUUCCCAGAGUCGACCUUGCUCUCUCUCUCUCUCCCCUCUCCCAUGCACCAGUCCGCUGUCCGAAUCAGCCGGCCACGCGGUGCGGAGGUUGGGCGCCAGUGGCUGGCGUGACAUGAGUCCGCGCCUUGGCCUACCAACACACCCAUGCGUAUGUGGCAUUUGUUAAGUGAUAAUAAUGAUAAUUGUUUUACUAAAGACCCGCCAAGGCCCAUCAAAGCAAGCAAAAAUAAAUUUACAUAGAAUUUUAGACGAGGUAGGCAGAAUCCGUACAAAAUGCAAUUCAAAGUUUCUGAACUUGUAGUCCGUUAAAAAAAUGAUAAGCGAGUGGUAAAAAAACCUUACCUAAAUAUUUAAAAAUGACUGGAUUAAUUUUACAGGAGAAAUAAAAACCCGUCGCCAAAAACUAAUAACAGAAAAAUGCGGACAGGACUGACCUGCAUGUGGCGGUUUAUAACGGAUUAUAAUCGGACAUCGUCAGGGCGCACCCCUCGAGGUCCGGGUAAUGCCUAUUGUGCCCUGCUGGUUCACGAUGCCCCCCCCCCCUACUUACGGACUGCAUUCGCAUUUAUCUUUUCAUUUUUUUCCCACCAAAUCGUCCAAGAAUGGCUGCGGAAGGCGUGGAAACAGGCGAGCGACGAUUUCGUCUUCGAGGCCUGCCGUCACCUGCUGCAUGAUUACGCUUCUCAUGCAUCCUGCGUGCACCACAGUGAGAGCCUUCAACAUCGCUCGGCCGUGCACUUUGAAGAUUUCCUCGGCGGAAGGCGUCAUUCAGAGGUGGAGGGAGCGGAAAGAACGGAAGAGAAAGAGACGGGAGAUCAGAUUCUAGCAAAGUGGAUCGUGUCCAUAAAUGGCAAUGAUGUGACAUUCCAAGAGGAUCAAAAGUACGUUCAUAACUGGUGCCUCUUUGUCUGAGAGGCUCAUACACAAGUUUUCCACGUCAUGAUUAAGAGUAGUCAAAGUUUACCGGUGCUCAAAGUACUAGGGGGAGGGGGUAUAUGCUGCCAUCGCGAAUCAACCACCUAGUCAGUUAUCUGGGACGUACAAUCUCGGGGGUCUAUCUUAUGGUGGUUAAAGGGAGAUAGUUCUCCUAAAACGGGUCACGCGAUAGAUGCGCUGGACCAACAUGGGGGCCAUAUCGGAUUCUGGAAGACGUUAUCGGACUUGCCAACAUUUCGGGGUGCGGUGGCAGAGCCGGUUGCAGUCGCGCACAGUGGGACCCCGGCUGCCCCUCAUUGUUGAUAAAGUCCUGGUCAAAUGUUUGUUGUGGACCUGCGGGGGUGUGGUGGUGGUAUCAGUAGUAGUAGUAUUGGCAAUGGUAGUAGUAGUGGCAAUGGUAGGAGUAGCAGUUGUGAUAAUGGUAGUAGUGGUAGAAGUACUGGCAGUAGUAGUGGUGGUAGUAGUGGUAGUGGUAGUAGUAGUAGUAGUAGUAGCGGUAGUCCGGACCUCCGACCGAGCCACGUGGUAGAUGCGUUGCACCACCACGGCGGCCAUAUCAGAUUCUGGCAGGCGUUAUCGGAAUUACGCGCUAUAACAAAUGCCAAUACCUCGGAGGUGUGGUGGCAGACCCAGUUGUCGACGUACGCCGCACACAUUGGGGGCCUGCCGCCCCUCCUACUUUCGUUGUUGCUCAAAAACCUGGUCAUUUGUCGUGCUAACCACGGGGUUGUGGGCGGAUCGUUAAGGUGCGGGCUCGGCCAUGACAUCCACCUGCGCCCUCCCCCGCCCUCGGUCUUCUUGACUAUGCCUUGACACCAAGCCCAGAUGGGGGAGGGGAAGGAAUGCGGUGGAUUCUGUGCAAGUCUGUUAUCACAAUAAACUAAUUCCCGCACCAGUCACCGUCCGUGCUCUCACCCUGCUAGGGAGCACACGCUGGGCAUCGUCGGUUACGACGGUCGGACGGUCAUACGAGAUAUUUCUGAAGCUGAGCCAGCAAGGAUAAGAAAAUCUGUGACAUUCAUCCGACUUUCUUGGCCUUACUGACAAGACGGCGGGGUUAAUCUACUUCGAAGUAAAUGAUAAGAAUUACUCCAGGAGAUUUGCUUGUUAUGAGUCGGCCAUGACUGUCUUCAACUGCUGUAAGAUUUUCAAUAUUCCCAUGGUUACUUGUCAAGAAUUGUUGUUUGGUAGAGUGCGGAAUGUGUCGCUAGCUGGAACCCCAUGUGAUUGCCCUAGCUUCCACUGAUGUUACUCAAAUAUUACUAGUAGCGUUCACAACGGUUGCCGCGUGGUAACCUCAUUGGGAACAAGCGAAUCAAACUGCGGAACCCAGGGAGUAAGCUCGGCCGGUAGACACACCCAAAUGUGCGAUUCGGGUAGAAUUUCAAUUAAGUCUGAUUAGCUUUCUAAUGCACGUAUAUCACCAGCUUAGCAAGCGCUGAUGCAACAUUUUAAUUCUCUUUGUCAGUUUUUUUGUUGGAAUUCAAUGAAUGAGGAAGGCAUCAGUGUUUCCUUGCAAAAAUAAAGUGAAAAACCAAAGCUUGGAUUAAAAAGGCGAUAUAGAAGACAUGUUACGGUCUAAACAAGCAGGUCCCUAUUAAAGCUCCUAAGUAGUUUGACUUACGAUAGGCUUUUUGCGUAAGCACACUGCUAGAACGUUUGAAAAAACAGAGCAUUAGGCCGCUCAAUGUUAUAUAUUUUUUUCCGAAACCAUCGCUCCUGAAACCUAUGCUGUAAUCCAUUCUAAGUCUUUUGUGGUGAUCUUUGUGACCAUACAGAUCAUAAAUAUGUGCAUCGAGGAAGAACGUUAUUUUUGCGAUAAAAGUACUUCAAAGAAUGCCAUUCUGCUAAUGCUCCGAGAUAGGUUGCUGAAUGUGCUACGCAUUGGCUGCAAGAAGUCCUCGGCUCAUCGAGGUUUGCUGACGUAUUUUCAGUGAAAAGUUCGAAGUGACGGAAACGUUAUUGGUUAAAGAGAUUUCGGAGGAACCGUUAAUGAGCAAACUAUCAUUAUCAACCGGUCAGAUGCUGCGGAGUAAAAACAGUUUUCAUGAUCACCUUUUGGAUAUGACAGAUCAAAGUGCACCAGGUUCGCAUUGGGGGGUAGAGUCAUACAGAAUAGUCUGAUUACGCGGGAACGCCCCAGGGUGAAUUUGAAACUCUGAUUCGUUUUUGGCUAUCUGCAACCAGUGUCAUUUACUGAGCUCACCAGAAUCCAGGUGAGUGGGACGCCUCAAAAAAGACUAUUAAUAAACUGGACAGAAUAUCUGCUAAAAACGCGCAUUUGUAGAAGCGUAAUGCGUCUGUCGAUCACGAAGGUAUAGGACACAUUUGGACAGACAGCAGGUAUCAUAUUUUAUCCAGGUAAUCUUUGGGCUUUCUAUAAUCUUUGAAGAACCUAAACGAAACUCAAACCUGCUCUGUUACAGAAACCUCGAUGUUCGUAAAGGUGGGCCAAAACUGGCAACCUUCUCUCCUAAAGCACAGUCGUAGCGGAAAUCAGUCAAAACGUUGUCUGUGAGAUGCAUUUCUGCAAACUAAUCCAGGAAUAAAUAACUUAAAAGUACAUAUUCACAAAACAUCCAUUCCUCCCCUGCUUUGUCUGACUUACAGGGGUGGCAGCUAUAGUCGCUAAGGUGCGAAGGUGUCCUUUGUUUCUCCUACACGAACAUCUGCCCCACACAGAGAGCGACAGUCCAACCGCCUUUGCCGACAGCGUAGGGACUUUGCCUUGCGCGUGAAUUAGUUCAAAAUAAUGGUAGACUUACGCAGAACCUACCGCACACUCUCCUCCCCACCAGGGUCCUGUGAGUCGGGGGAGGGGAGACGCGGGCGACUGGCAGGACGAAAAUCUGCACCCGGGCCCACAGCCUACACUGGGCAGGAUUUUAUAUCACAAGAACAAACGGGCGGGAGAGUGGGACGACUCGGAAUGCAAAUUACCGAUGACGCCUAUCGGACUUCGAUCUCCCCCCCCCAUAUAAGUGUUGCCCCAGCGCAUUUGCCGCAUGGCUUCUUUCGGAGGCACAUGGGAUCACCGUACAGAGCCUCAGGAGGUCGGACGAAAGACUGCCCAUCGGUAUACCUGGAAGUGCGCGCCCUCUUGUGUUGGUCCAGCGCAUAUACCUCCUGACCCGUUUUGCGUGCACCCAUGAAAAGCAGAUAAGACAUCUCAAACUCAAGUCUCCAAAUGAGAAAGUGUAAAUUUUUCUGAGAAUUCAAUUCUGCGUUUGCUAUCCAUUGUGAUAAGAGUAGGAGUUAUCAAGGGCGCUGCCGGCCAAAAGCCUUUUGUGGACCAAAAAUUGUGGCAGAAUUCAUCCCGUCGACUACUGUAUUACAGAAAUUACAACCUCCAUUAGAAGUUAUGUGAUGAAAUCGCCGUGGCAGCUAUGGUGGAAUUCACUUCUGGCCAUAAAUGUUUCGUUGCAAUUAGCGCCCAUUCACAAGCUUCGCAUUUUCUUCAAUUCCUACCUUACAUAUGAAAGUGUUUUCUGAAAUGGACUUCUACGUUCAAACAAACUGCAGGCGUAUCCAUCUUUAGCCCUUUCAUAAGUCGAAAAAUGCAGAUGUUUUAAGCUUUCUCCACAGACACUAGGUCCGUAGGUUGGGAAGAAGGGCAGUGAACUUUUUAAAGUUCUUAAGUGAAGUGCACAAAACAUAUUGUUUUUAGACUUUAAUUGUCGAACCCGAUAAGUUCUUUGACAGCAGCGCCAGAGAAGUUUGUUUUCGACUCCGGUCUAUCACGAAAAACUGCGUACAUCGCUCUAACGGUGUCAUGCGACUGCAGAAAUCUGCCAAAACACACCUGACUAGGCUUUUAACUGUUCUCUAUGUGUAUGGAAGACUUUCAGACACGCAGUAAAUUUGCCCUUUUUUCAAACAGGACAGUCUCGUAAGUGCUUUUCAACUUUGGUUGAGGUAACUGGUAAGUGUAGGAUCAGCUAAUGCAACUCAUAGCGUCAGUGACAUGCGUGCGAAUUACGGUUGGUGGGCUAACUCAUGAAAUUUCGAAAUUCCGAAAUGGGAUUUCGUUUCGAAAAAAUUAAUUAUGUAGGAUUAUAAAACUAAUCGGCCUGCAGCAUAAUUCUAUAAUGAUCCAGUUACCUCUGGCUGCCAGCUUUCGAACGAACUUCCCUCCGGCCGCAUGCAAAAACUUCAUUCUGCAAAAAAUGACUACUUGAGUAGCAUGCAUUCUUUUCGUUGAUUUUCGAUGGCCCUAAAGGUCAAACUAUAUUCCAUGGAAAACAUGCAUAAAAAUAUUCUUUCUUCUGCUCGUUCGGCAGAUAAGUACGUCUUCUUCCAAUUUUAUAUUCGAAAGAAAGGUUUUAUUUGGGUUUCAAAAACAUUUCUAAGUCCCGAAUAGUUUCGAACCCGAUCUGCCGUUAUACUUGCAUCCAGGGUUUCAAUACUACAAGCCGUAUAUUUUCCUUAUACGAAAAUUCCCACAUUUCACUACAAUAUUAGGAGGAGACAAUAUAGAGUUCAUACAAUUUAGCAUUGAAUUUAAUCCAUAUUGUUAACUUUACUAGCCACAUAGGUAAAUCCAGAGACAUGACAUCUUAUGAAGGGCAUUUCACAGUGAAUAUUCAAACUUUCUAUCCAAUCAAAUCCCCGGUCCGUUAUAUGGUGUUUUGCAGAUUUGGACAAUCAGUUUGGUCCAUUUGUGAAAAAAACUCGACGACCUCCAUGGGAUUCAAGUCCAUGACAGCAAGGUCAAGACUUAAGUACAGCCAAAGCUCUAACUGACUGAACUAGGAGGACACAACGGGCUCGCCGACUUUUUCACAAUUGGGUCAAAUGAAUUAUUCAGGUCCACCAAAAAUACCAAUUGAACAAAUGAGCCUGGAAGUCUUCUGGUGGAUUCUAGAAUGAUUACUUGGAAAAUCCUGCCUGAGGAGUCAGUUUACAGUAUCCAAAUUGGUAGAUUACAUACGUUGCGUUAGGCUGGGCUGGCAAUUUGAAUAAAAAUGUGAGUAAAACCACUGCUCUCUAUGAGACCUCGUGGUUCAGGUGAUUAGAGCGUUUGAUGUGCUCAAACCUUUUCCAAGUAGGUAGGAUGAAUAUUCCCAGUCGUCUUGGAUAGGACAGACAGAAGAGAGUGAAGAGUAAAACAAACGCAGCCCAGAUCCAAUGUCAAGCAAAGCAGACGCAUUUGGACGCACAUAUUGUGGACGCGAGGAUUGUUUUGGGAAUGAGCAGAUGCACAGGAUUCAUGCGGAGGGCAGAAUAUUUUGGCUUUAACAGAUAAAAAAAAAUGACUGAAAAACAGAGGAAGCUCAGGCUUACUCCGACAUCCGUGAAAUACUUCCAGAUCUGUUGCGUAAUACCUUGAAAAUUAAAUUAUAUUUUAUGGACAAAAUGCAUAAAAAUAUUCAUUCUUUUACUAUUCGGUAGAAAAUCAUGUCUUCUUCCAGUUCUAUACUCAAAAGAAGAUUAUAAUUCGAUAUUAAAAAAGUUUCUUACUGUGAGAUUUUUUAAUACCGUUAAAUGGCCGUUCAUGAAACGUCAUGUAUCUGCAUUUACGAAUGUGGCUUGUAAAGUUAACAAUAUUGCUCAAAUCCACUGCUUAACUUUAUGAACCUCAUAUAGUCUCCUCUUAACACCGUAGAGAAAUGCAUGGUUUUCCGUACACGGAAAAUAUACAGCUUGUAAAUUUGAAACCCUGAAUGCAAGUGUAACAGCAGGUCGGGUUCAAAAUUAUUCGGGAAUUAGAAAAGUUUUUUAAAACCGAAUUAUACUCUUCUUUUGAGUAUGAAAUUGGAAGAAGACGUGAUUUUCUACCGAAUAAGUAAAAUAAUGAAUAUUUUUAUGCAUGUUUUCCAUGAAAUAUAAUGGAAUUUUCAAGGGCAUCGUAAAUCAAUGAGAAAAUUGCAUACUACUUAAGUAGGCAUUUUUUGCAGAGUAUAGAUCUUGUAUGUAGCCGAAAAUAAGUUCUUUCGAAAGCUGACACCCUGAGGUAACUGGAUCAUUAUGGAUUUAUGCUGCAUGAUGAUUAGUUUUACAACACUACUUAAUUUAUCUUUUCGAAACGAGAACGCAUUCCGAAAUUUUGGUUGACAUUUCAUGAGUUAGCACAUCUACUGUAUGUGACCUUUAACUCUAAGGGAAAGUUAUCUUUAUUCGGCUGUUCCCGGUAAAAUCAAAUGUUGGAAGACUGGGACUAACGAUUUAGGAGAGUCCUAAAACGUCGUCUGGAAUUUGCUAGAAUUCAACCAGGAAGCUGUAACAGAAGGCAGACAUCCUUCAUCUUGAUCAGGCAUCCGUGCCACAGAAGAUGAUCAGGACAUUUAAUCAAAUUCCCACUGAUAAAACCUCACAAGCCUAUUGGAUUUUAGCGGAUGUCUAAAGGCAUUUGGUCAAACUGAUCCAGCGGCUUUAAUUCACCUGGACUUAGAGAGAAACCGCACAGCUGUGUGGUUACUGAGACAAAUCACCCGAUAUAAAUAUUUCAUUAUUAACUGAUAGGUAGCUCUUCAUAAUUUUGAGAAUAUGAGUCUUUGAAGCGGUCUGCUUGCUGACGAGUGUACACUUGACCCUGAAAGCGAAGCAGGCACGGCGCAGAGCUUAAUUGAAUUGGCUUCCAAGUAUGUUGGACCGGCGUUCGCCAUCGAUGAUCGGCGCCUAAGUGGUAUGAACAAGCUCUCCUACCUGAAAGCCACAAGUCAAAAACAUCAAAAUCGACCGGACAGUUUGACUAGAAUCGUUGAACGAAGCCAGAGAUUUAGUGGGUUAUAAAAUCAAGCUUGGAGCGUGUGGACCGUGCCAUUCGUUGAACGGUCGUGGAGGAGGUUUUAUGGGCGGGGCAGCACACAGGGCGGAGAGCGAGAAGAGACAGAAAGUAGAUAAACUUCUGUUCAAAGUCUUGUCGUUCCCUACCAUUUGGCAAAGAAGUGAGCGCAAUAAAUGAAAAACAAACAAAAAAACCAAUUUUUGAUAAUAAUAGACUUCGGAUAAAGUGCCGUUGAAAGUUCACUUUUUGUCAGGAAGAAAAAGAAAUGUUAAACAAUGGCAACGGUGAAGAAUAAGUAAUGUUUACAUUCACACGGGCUUUUGGGGUAUAUUUUUGGAAUUACUAUUUUUGAAUUACUAUUUUUGGAAUUACCCUCUACUUGUGGAUUCUACACCCUCUCGUUACCCAACUAGCAAAUAAUAGUUUUUGACCAUGGGAAUGGCAGGUUAGUCUGAAAAGUCUACCAAAACGAAGCAAAGAAUCUUGACCAUUUCCAUCUGAGUGGUCUUAGAAGCGCAGGCCCUCCUACGUGGAUGCAAUAAAUCAGACAAACAUAAAACUCGACUGAGAAAUUUCACCUAGAAUCUCCAAAGGAAGUCACGUCUUUGAAUGGUCACAAUUCCCAGACUUAGACUGUUACUGACAUCAUUCUCAACGUCAAAAGUAUGCUGUUAAGGCCUACCAAAACAGAACGAGAAGACUCGACCAUUUCCGCCUCAACGGUUUUUGGAACAUACGAAAUCCGCAUUAGCACGGACGAUUGGCGGACACUUGGUCCUAAAAUCAACUGGCAUCUUCGAGGUUUUUGCAGUGCGUAGUAGUUUCAGCUCCACCGGAUGCCUGAUGCGUUCCCCCAACACUAAAGGAACACCCUGGAAACUCCAAUUCAGAUGUCUCGUGAAUUAGGUAGAUGGUUGAUCAAGCCUUCAAUAAGUGGGCUAACUCAUGAAACUUCGAAAGAAUUUCCGAAAUGCGUUUCAGUUUCGAAAAGAUUAAUUAGGUAGGGUUGUAAAACCAAUCAUCGUGCAGCAUAAUAAUAUAAUAAAUCAGUUACCUCAGGAUGCCGGCUUUCGAACAGACUUCGUUCCGACUGCAUGCAAAAACCAUACUCUGUAAAAAUGACUACUUAUGUAGCAUAAGUAUAUCUCAUCGAUUUUCAAUACUCUUAAACAUUCAAUUAUAUGAGAUGAUGCCGAAAAAGACAAGGGAGACCGGAAUGGCCAUUUCUGGCUUAUUAGCCGUCAUCAGCCAGUCAUACCCAACCCCAAGUGUGGAUCACUUGAGAUUCGAGCCCGGGAUCUUUUGAUCAUGGAGUUUGACGCUCUACCAUCUGUGUCUACUACUAGUCGCUGUGCGACUGCCUGCGAGGGUUCUAGUAUGAGCCCCAAGGCACAACGGAACGAGCAUGUUCUGUAACCUGAUCGGCGAGCGCCCACUGUCAUAAUUCAAUUAUAUUUCAUGAGAAACAUUCAUAAGAAUAUAAUUUUUUUUGCUCAUUCAGUAGAAAAUUACAUCUUCUUUCAAUUUUAUACUCUAAGAAGAGGGGUAUAAUUUGGCUUUAAAAAGUUUCUAAUUGUGAGAUUUUUUAGUACCGUGAAAUGACCCUUCAAAAUCGUCAUGUCUCUGCAUUUACCAAUGUGGCCUGUAAACUUAACAAUGUGGGUCAAAUCCACUGCUUCAUUUUAUGAAUCCCAUAUGGUCUCCUCUUAAUACGAUAGAUAAAUGUAUUGUUUUCCGUACGCGGAAAUUAUACGUCUUGUAGUUUGGGAACCCUGAAUGCAACUGUUACGGCAGAUCGGGUUCAAAAUUAGUCAAGAAUUAGAAAAGUUUUAUAAAACCAAAUUAUACCCUUUCGUCGAGUAUACGAUUGGUAGAAGACCUAAUUUUCUACCGAAUGAGCAAAAGAAUGAAUAUUUUUAUUUAUGUAUUCCAUGAAAUAUAAUUGAAUCUUUAGGCGCAUCAAAAAUUAAUGAAAAAAUACAUGCUACGUAAGUAGUCAUUUUUUACAGAGUAUGGCUUUGGAUGCAAUCAGAACGAAGUGUUUUCGAAAGCCGGCGUCCUGGGGUAACUGAAUUGCACAAUGAGCGAUUUCAUAGGCCUACUUAAUUAAUACUUUCGAAACUGGAACGCAUUUCGGAAUUUCUGUUGAAAUUUCAUGAGUUAGCCCACUUACUGUACACUAAACAGCCCUGAAAACGGCAAUUUUCAACCUUUGUUUUUAUGUAUUCCAGAGUUAGAAUGAUAAAUUGGCCCUAACGGUGGGAUGAUUCAUACAAAAUUUACUGGGAACAUUUUACUACAGAGAAGCAUCCUUACUCCCUGACUUCUCAGCUUCAUACAAGUUUCCGUCAUCGGAGGUGACUUUGAUGUUUCGCCUUAACAUCCUCAAAGGCUUCUCCAAUUAGACUGCACAUAUACGCGUAUAAUGAUGUCCACCGCAUGCCUUACGUCAAGGUAACAGUGAAGUCGGUGACCUGCCUGUAAAUUAGGUUAUAAUGAUAGUGGACUUGAGCUGCAUUUAGCGCACUCUCUCCCUCUUCAUGUGAUCGGUGAUAUUUUAGAGUCACGACGACCGCAGUCCGGAUCGGACGCGGACAAAUUUGAACAGACCGUCUUCGCGUGCCACACACACGCCUGAUCCGCGCGUCAGGUUCUCCCGGAGGAUAUGGGGGGAUGACCCCGAUGCCAUAGAUCCUUCAUGGAGAGGGCGUCAUUGCAGUCUGGCUCUGUCCUGAGAAGGCAGCCCUUUAACCCAAUGCGAUGGUCUGAAACCGUGGCAGAUUGUUUUUAGUGGGAAAAACAGGCACCGAGUCUUUGGGAACGAAGUCCCCACAGUCGACCUCACUCUCGCCUCCCUUUCCCUCUGCAUCAGGCCGAGCCGACCAUCCAUCUGGUCCUAGGAUUGGACGCAGCUAGCUGAACGGCCAAUCGACGCGUGUCAAACACGACAUUGUUCCGAACAAUAUCCCAGGACUUUACACAAAGAAUGUAGGAACACACAGACACACUACUUCGCAUAAUACACUUUUUGAACCUAUGUGUGGCAUCUUUAAACGAAUGUUGAGUCACUAUGGUACAGCCCAUGCGUUAGAAGCCUCUUUAUCAACUAAAGCCUACUCUGUAAUUUAUAUCCCUACAUCCUUCUUAAACAAGGUUAAAUCUUAAAGCCCCUGUAAAUGAUUUAGGCAGAAUGGCAUUACCGACAAAGACACGGGAGACUGGAAUGGCCAUUUCUGGCUUAUUAGUCGUCUUCACCCAGUCAUACCCAACCCCGAAGUGUGGAACACCCGAGGCUCGAACUCGCUACCUGUUGGUUAGAAGUCCACGCCUCUAACCACUGGGCCACGAGCCCGUUGCCCUGUUGGUUUUCGAGCGGCAAUAUACAAUGGUAGGGGACGCUCAUCGAUCGUUCUUACGGAACUCCCUCGUUCCGUUGUGCCUUACGAGCUCUCUCUCUCGAGCCAAACCAGCAGCCGCACAGCGGCGCAUGAAGUAGGCAGAAUGAUAUUACCGACUGACGGCGGCCAAUAAGCCAGAAAUGGCCACUCCAGUCUCCCUUGUCUUUGUCAGUAAUGCUAUUCUGCCUAUAUCAUAUGCCGCUGUGCGGCUGGUCGUUGGGCUCAAGAGAGAGCCGGUAAGGCACAACGGAAUGCGUAAAUUUUUUAAGAACGAUCGGUGAGCGUCCCCUAACACAAGAAUGAUUUUGAACAAAGUUUCCUUCGCCACACUCAACUUAAGGGAAUAAUUUCUGGGUCGAAAUCGGUGUGCGGCCAACAAGCUUUGUCAGAUGCUGAAAAGGAUUAUUGUUGAACAGAUCAAUAUGAAAAACCCAAAAAUUGCAGUUGUUGACAGCUUAGGCUUUUCUUAGAACAAGCCCUAAUGGAUAUAUAAACUGACAGUUUUAACAGCAUUAUGAUAGGCCUGUUGUCCGUAAAAUGAGUCACGAGGUAAAUACGUUGAACCAACACGGGAUCUACAUUGGAUUCUGGCAGGCAUUAUCAGGACUGCACGCUCCUAACGAACGCCAACAUUCGGAGUCCAGUGGCAAGACCAUUUGGCGGUUCAUUCCGCGCCAAAUGGGAUCUGUGCCGCUCUUCUAUAUUAGUUGUGGUGUAAAAUCCGGAUCAGUCAGACUGGUGUUACCGACAAAGACAAGGGAGACUAGAGUGGCCAUUUCUGGCUUAUUAGCCGUCGUCAGCCGGUAAUAUCAUUCUGCCUAUAUCAUGCGCCGCUGUGCGGCUGCUGGUUGGGCUCGAGAGAGAGAGAGUCCGUAAGGCACAACGGAACGAGUGAGUUCCGUAAUAACGAUCGAUGAUCGUCCCCUACCAUUGUAUAUUCCCGCUCGAAAACCAACAGGGCAACGGACUCGUGGCCCAGUGGUUUGAGGUGUGGACUUCUAGCCAAUAGGUUGCGAGUUCGAGCCUCGGGUGUUCCACACUUCGUGGUUGGGUAUGGCUGGCUGACGACGACUAAUAAGCCAGAAAUGGCCAUUCCAGUCCCCCGUGUCCUUGUCGGUAAUAACAUACUGCCUAUAUCAUGCGCCGCUGUGCGGCUGCUGGUUGGGCUCGAGAGAGAGAGAGCCCGUAAGACACAACGGAAUGAGUGAGUUUCGUAAGAACGAUCGGUGAGCGCCCCCUACCAUCCUGAUCAGUGUCAGCUGUGAACCAGGAGGUGUGGUGGUAGGCCCGGAUGCGGUUUCACUCCCCGCAUCAGCCACUGGCAGCCGCUCCCGCCCCCGGCCUUCUCACCUCUGUCUUGACACAGGAUCCAGGGUCGGGAGGAGGAGGACGGUGUGAGGAUUCAGGGGCCGGGGAGGAGGGUGUGGGGUAGACACUGCGCAAGUCUACUUUCACUAUAAGCUUAUUUACGCGCAAGUCAACAUCCCUGCUCUCCCCCUGUUGUGGAACACACGGUCGACAACGACGGACGAACUAUCGUAUGCUAGGCCCAGAACCUUGUUGCCCUUGCGUACGAGACGUUCAUUUAUGUUUUCGUAAGUUGUGUCCACAUCUCACUGACUGUGACGUGAGGUAUUAUUCUGACCAAAAUCAAAGGGCGUAAACGUAGACCUUUAUGUAGCUAGCUCUGUGAGCUCAACUGAAAUGCGGUUAAUGAAUGAACACAAUGUCCAUUUUCCGAUCCAUUUUAUAUAUCUGGUAAGCCAAAUUAUCUAAACGUUUCAGUUCUGUAUAAGCAGCAACUCAAUAUCAAGAAAUGACGAAUUUAUUCGAUGUAGUUUAAGACCAUCUUCUUCUAAUUCAGUCCCCAAGAGGAUUAUUUGGAAAAGUUGCAAGUUCACGCUUGCAUUGGCCCCGACGCAAACGAUGUAAUGAGGCCAGAAACGAAAUGAAUUCUCAAGAGACUGACUAAAAUCCCAAAGCACCCUUCAAAAUACGAAUCGAAGGCAUCAGUGGACUGGGAGGUUCAUGCUGGCUUUAAACUGAUACCUCGCCGGUAUUUCUGUUACGUACUUGAAGUCCUUUGCCGACCUCGUUACUUCCCAUUCAUCAAUUUUUGACCGGUAGGGCGGAAAAUGGACUAGUUUUCUAAGGUCGCUUUUACUGAAUAGGAGCGUUGAUUAAUUGUUUGGUUUAAGGGCAUGUUUACUAGCACGGAAUUGGGAAUUUCCGGAGUUGUCUUUUUAAAAAGUGUUUAAAUACUCAUAAAUUUUGCUUUCCAGUCAUACCUUAUUUGAGGGCGUCUUAGCAUCCAUCGCACCCAGAAGGAGGUUACUUACUAAAAAGUACUAAAAUACCUCAUAGUAUUGCACAUCCCGCAUAUCCAAGUACAUCGGUCUAAACUCCUACGGACCUCAGGCGUUGAAGGGUUAAAACAAUUUACACCGUCAAUGGAGCGUUUUCAAAAUAUCACUUCAUAGUCUCUAAUUCUGCCCUAUCCACUCGAAAAAGGCUCAAAUAAAUAAAUAAAUAGAACGAAUUUAUGGGAUGUGUGUACCCCUACUCAUCAGCUUCUGACAUAUCCUUCGGCAGGCGCAAAUUUUUUCCAGUUGCUAUUUCCCCUUUCUAAUUAAUUAAAGACCAGUGCCUCUUGACUGCGUUCGUAUACGUCAGCUUAACAACCUCCAGUGAUGCAAGUACAUGUGUUGCGACAACUGGGCCAUUUUCAUGCCUCCGUAGAAUGCGUCGGUUGUAGCUUCCGCCCCCCCCCCGGGGCCGUAGGUCAGGGGUGUUUUUUCACGAGUUGGGCGGGCGUCUCCUUGCCUCUAUGCCUCAGGUCGAAAACUUUAUGAGUUGAAUGGGGUCCUCUGCGGUACAACAGGUCUGUGAAGCGAGUGUAGCCCUGAUUUCAACUAACCACCUAAUGUGGAAUGCCCGUUUUAAAUGAUUGCGCCUUGUCAAGCAACAGAAAACUAAUUCUAUUUCUCUGAAUUAUCACUGUUUUGACGGGAGGGAUGGGGGUCGAUUGCGUCUACUGAAAGGCUAUUGCAGAUCAGUUCUGACGCCUUUUGAAGAAUCUUGAAAGUAGCAAGGAGGGACGACAGAGAAUGCGGGUAGAUUGAUACAGUACUGUUUCGGGCUUAUUGUGCCUUCAUUCAGCCAAUAAUAAUCCUGGCCACCAGCAACUGGCUGAAUGAAGGCACAAUAAGCCCGAAACAGUACUGUAUCAAUCUACCCGCAUUCUCUGUCGUCCCUCCUUGCUGUUAUUAUGACUUGGCCGACUUCGACCAAGUAAUUGGUUGACUGUUUGUGACCUUUGCCACCCAUACGGAGCUUGUUUGCUUCGUGAAGCCAAUAGAUCGGUGUGCGCCCAUUCCUGAUUGAAUAAAUACCCGAUCUGCAGCGACAGAGAAUGACAGGUGGCGAGUCAUUGAUUAACUUCGGUUCGAUGAAGUGCUUAUGACCCAUCUGGUAGACCCCAGUGGUGGACCAGCUGCGCCAGGUGCGUCUGAGCGCAUGUUUGUGUUUCUGGUUCCAGCUGCUGGUGGUCAGGGUUAUGAUUGGCUGAAUGAAGGCACAAUAAGCCCGUAACAGUACCGUGUCAAUCUACCCGCAUUCUCUGUCGUCCCUCCUUGCUGUUAUUAUGACUUGGCCGACUUCGGCCUGGUAAUUGGUUGACUGUUCGUGACCUUUGCCACCCAUACGGAGCUUGUUUGCUUCGUGAAGCCAAUAGAUCGGUGUGCGCCCUUUCCUGAUUGAAUCUGGAAAGUGGUACUUUUGCAAUUCUAGGACUUAUAAGCAAUGGUUGGUAAAAACGGAAUUUUGCACAGUUGGUGUGGACUGACCAGCUUCAGUUCAUACACGGAAACACCAUUCGGGUUCCUGGAAGCACCCUCUCCUCAAACGAGCUGCGUUGCAAGAGCGUUAUUCCAGACUGGCCCACAGCUUUCAUUCAACGUGCUACGCUGAGCUAACGCGAGCCCAUAACUACCGCCGUAUAUUCAUGUAUUGACUGAUACUGUGAAACCCAUCCUCACGGCAAACCAGCGCAUUGCUCACUAUAAUGAAGUCAUAGUUUAGGGAAGCGUGCAAAGAAAAAUCUAUUGGUAUCAACAGAUUGCACGACGGCUCAUCAACUGCAUCCUGGCGCAUCAUAACAUACAGUAGGUAGGCUAGCUUAUGAAACGUCAACCGAAAUUCCGAAAUGCGUUUUCGUUUUGAAAAGAUUAAUUAAGUGGGGUUUUAAAACCAAUCAGCUUGCAACAUAAUUCUAUAAUAUUUCAUUUACCACAGAAUGCCGGCUUUCGAAUGAACUUCCUUUCGGCUGCAAACUAAAGUGAUACUUCAUAAAAAUUGACUACUUAUGUAGCAUGAAUUUUUCUCAUUGAUUUUCGAUGCCCCAAAAAGUCCAAUAAUAUUACCAGGAAAACAUGCAGAAAAAUAUUCACUCUUGUGCUCAUUCGGUGGACAAUUACGACUUUUUCAUGCUUUAUACUCGAAGUAAAGGUAUAAUUCGGUUUUAAAAAAAUUUUAUAAUCUGGGGUUUUUAAAUACCAUGAAAUAGCCGUUCACAAAUCGUUCUCUCUAUGCAUUUAGCAAUGUGGCUCGUAAAGUUAACAAUAUGGAUCAAAUCGACUGCUUAAUUUUAUGACCGCUAUAUAGUGUACCUUUAUUACCCUAGAGAAAUGUGUGGUUUUCCGUACGCGGAAAAUAUACGGCUUGUAGUCUGGAAACCCUGAAUCCAAGUGUAACGGUUGAGCGGGUUCAAUGUUAUUUGGGAAUAGAAAAAGUUUUUGGAAACCAAUUUAUACCCUUCCUUUGAGUAUAGGGUUGGAAGGAGACGUAAGUGUCUACCGAAUGAGCAAACGAAUGAACACUUUUAUGCAUGUUUUCUAUGAAAUAUAAUUAGACAUUUAAGGGCAUCGAAAAGUGAUGAGAAAAAUCCAUGCUACUAAGUAGUCAAUUUUAAAGUGUUGUUUUUGUAAAGGGCCGGAAGGAUGUCCAUUCGAAAGCCGUCAUCUUGGUGUAACUGAAAUAUUAUAGAAUUGUGUUGCAGGCUGACUAGUUCUACAACCCUAUAUAAUUAAUCUUUUCGAACCGAAAACGCAUUUCGGGAUUUCGGUUGACAUUUCUUGAGUUAGCCCACCUACUGUAAAUAACGAGUGGGAAGCAUACAGCAGUUUGAAUUUGUGCAGAAAAACAAUGCAGAAACAACAAGGUCAUGGUUUAUAGUAAUGCAGGUUAGUCAAUAAAACUAGUAACUUAAGCCGAAUAUGGAAUGAAUAGUGGGCAGAGGUAAACAUGUCAAUCGGAAAGGGGAUAUAUGAAAAGUAAGGAACUAGAGGUUAUCACAGAAACGUCAGGCUGAUCACAUAUUCAAGUUGUUUAAAUACACAGCUCGAACGUUGAUUCCAACAAUGUUCACCGUUGAUAGAAGCGAACGGGCGAGUUCCAGGUAGCAGUUAAGAAGAUGAAGAUGCGAUCACUGGAACAAGAAAUUUAUUUGCCUGACGUUUCGGAUCCUCACUCGAAUCCAUCAUCAGAGACAUUCGCAGAUAAAGGUGAUGGUGGCACCAAGAGUGCAGUAUUUAUAGCACGUGGCUGCGGACAAAGCAAUUAUGUCGGAGAAACUGGGAGAUUACUCCGUACGCUUAUUGCCGAGCACGCAGCAGCAGUGAGGCGGGGAGACGCUAACUCUCAAGUGGCGGCACACUCGACGGGACCCGGCCAUAUUUUCAAAUUUCAAGAGGCCAAAAUCCUUGCAUGGGGUGACAACCGCGUGAGCCGCGAGCUGCUCGAGUCAUGGUUCUCAGGCCCGCAAUCCAUCAACAAGCACAAUGACCUCCCGGUACCCUAAACCGUACUGCGAUUUCCCUGGGCAGGAGAAUCAGUCACGUGGGGAGGGCGCGGGCGAGCAAUCAUCACGGUGACAGUGAACCAGUUUGUCGAGCAAUCGUCACACCAGCAUCCAGCACGGAUGACGAAAUCGCGGCCAUUAACGACUCGGAAUCGGACCGACAAGCCACCACCGCAUCAAUUACGACCCCAGCGGUGAUUGCAGGAACUGUUAAUUGCAGAGUGCAUACGGUCCUACGGCAGCCACAUGCUAUAAAUACUGCACUCCUGGUGCCACCUUCACCUCUAUCUGUGAAUGCCUCUGAUUAUGGAUUCGAGUGAGGAUCCGAAACGUCAGGCAAAUCAAUUUCUUGUUCCAGUGAUCGUAUCUUCAUCUUCUGAAAUGCUCACCGUGUUCUGCUCAGCUAGGUGCAGCAGGCACGGUGACUUGCUCAAGAAUUAGUUUACAAUGAGAGCAGACUUGCGCAAUAUCUACCGCACUCUCUCUUCCACACUCCCCACCUGCACCCGGUGUCAAGACGGAGUCAGGAAGACCGGAGGUGGUGGAGGGCACAGGUGGCUGGCACGGCCGGACCCGCACCUAGUGUGCCACCACACCCACCGCAGGUCCACAACAUAAACAUGACCAGGAUGUUUCACCAACAACAACGACGACACCCUAACAGGAGGAGGAUGACGACUGGGCAGCCAUACCCACCACCUCUAUACCCAAGAAGAGCUCGAGCGCAUCUACCGGCAGGGAACCAGGUGUCAGGAAAAUGUUAGCGAGGGUCAUGGUUUGCUGAUACUGGCAUAGCAUACACUUUCAGACCUUUUUAACUAGAAGGGCGACACGUGGCCCUGCAUUUAGCCUUGGCCGUCAACCUUCAAGGUUGGGCAACCAAACAAUGUGAAGAGUAGCUCUUUGCAUAGGUCUGGUUUCACCCGUCGUGUGUAGGCCGCUUUCAGGUAACGCAAAGUCCGAGUUGUUCGUGCCCGAACAAGUACUCGGAAGGCCGUUUUAGGGUCGACGGAGUGUCUAUCAUGAAGCGGGAGGAACGCGGGACUAUAUUUUAUUGCUUUAGAAGUCGCCUGGGCAGGUGAUCAAUUGACCAGGCUGCCAACUGUCUUUUGCGUUCGACGGCAGUAAUUGCAUUCGCAGGUGCAUGUGAAUUCUCAAACACAAUGUGAAGUCACGUGUAUUGGCAAGGCAUCCUUCGCCCGUGAAAUCGGAAGAGACUUACUAGGACUGCAUACUAUGAGUUCGGCUGCAUUGUAUGUCCUUUCAACGGUGGAACGUAGCUGUCGUUUGAUAGUAUUUAAAAUAGUGUCGCCAUUAAAGGGCAAAUAUAUAAAAACGGGCUUUUUCGGAUCUGAAUGUUCUCUCAGUGUUGGUUGUGUAGAGUUGCUGUACGUGUGGAUGAAACGUGCAGGACAUCUUUGCAUAGGCAGAGCUUCCUCAGGGCGUGCAAGUUCUGCAUACAGUAUAUCAUUAGAGCAAAUGUUCCUAGCCCUUUGGAAAAGAGCGUAUACCAGGCUACGUUUCCAUCGUAUGUGUACAAAACUCAAAAAAUGCAAGUAAUGUCCCUUCCAAGUACUCUUGUGGAGAAUAAAACGUCGUAUAGAAUCAUCUUUCUGUGUAAACAUAAAAACGUCCAGAAAGGAUAGUUGAUCGUCCUGCUCCUUCCCUAUUGUAAAUUUGAUCCUUGGAUGUGGCUUAUUCAUAAUAGAAAGUAGUUCUUCAGCCUCCUUAAUGUCUCCAACAAUAGCGAAAACAUCAUCCACGUAUCCUUUGUAGAAUAGCAGCAUGUCAAAUCUCGCGGAAACUUUUUCUUCUAGAUGACCCAUAUAGAUGUUAGCAAAGGUAGGGCCGAGAGGACUUCCCACUGCCACUCCGUCAAUUUGUCUAUAUAAUUGGCUGUUAAAAAGAAAUUGAAAGUUCUUUGUACACAAUAUUAAUGCGUCUCGUAGUGCUUCAGGUGGCAGACGGGCUUCAGAUGCAUGGGUACAUAUGAUGUAUAUGGUUUCAUCCAGAGGUACAUCAGUGAAAAGUGAUUCCUCAUCCUGGGAUAUCAUGUAUUUCCCCGAAAUGUCUUAAUUUUUGAUUUCUUUGAUGAAAUGAAAGCCGUUUUUUAGUGUGUAAGUAGAAAACCGUUGUCGGAUUAGCUCUAAAUUUUUGAAUAUUCACUGUGCUAGUUUGUUAAAAGGUGAAUUAUACAUAGACAAAAUUGGUCUUAAGGAUAUAUCCCUUUUAUGCGCUUUUGGUAAUCCAUACAUUCUGGGUGUAUAUGAACCCCUAGUUUUUAGGCAAAACGCUGUUUUGUAGUCCAACAAAUUGUUGUCCAGCAACUUUUAUUGUUUUCCAGCCGGAAUCCUCCAAUGCCUUGGUUUCUUUCUUACCCGAGGUUUCUAAACAGGAUUCGCUCUGAUCACGUAAAAUAACCUCCAUUUUUUGUCACGUAGUCACUUCGAUUUAUAAUGACAACCCCAUGUCCCCUGUCAGAUUUGGAAAUUAUUAUUUGUUUAUGAUGUAUUAAAGCAGAUAGGGCAGUCAUGUGUUCUUUAGUUAUGGGUGUACUUUGUGUUAGUGGAGCUCUGCGGUACUGGUUCGAAAUAUCAACAAAUUUUGCUUUCAGGCAGACCACGUCGUCAAGCAGGAGGAACGUGGGAUUUUAUUUUCUUGCUUUAGUAGUCAUCUGGGCUGGUGCUCAAUAGAUCUGACUGCCAACUGCCCUUGCAUUCGCCCAAAGUACCUGCACACGCAAGUGCAUGUGAAUCCAUAAACAAAGGGCAAGCAUCACUUGCUCUAAGAGCCAAUGAAUGCAGAAAAUGUGUGUCUUAAAGUGAUUCUCUUUAAGCGUGGAUGUUUUGCACGUUCCUUCUACAAGGACAGCCAAUCUUUAUGGCCAAAACUGACGGAACAUUCAGUUCUAAAUGGUUGCACUGCACCACUGAAUGGACAUACAACGCGACCAAACUUAUAUUAUGCAAUGCUACUAGGCCUCUUCGAAUCCCACGUUCAAAGGAUGCCUUGUUAAUGCACGUCACUUGAGAUUGUACUUGCGGAUGCAAGUUCUGCGGGCAAACGCAAAGACAGUUGGUCUAUUGAGCACCUACCCAGACGGUUUCUAGAGCAAGAAAACAAGAUCCCGCGUUCCGUAAUUACUAAAUAUCUGCUUAAUAGUAGCCACUCUCUCUCAAUCUAAAACAACCUUUUGAGUCCUUGUCCGGGCAAGAAAAACUCGGACACUGCGUCACAGGGAGGCGGCCUAUAUAUGACGGGUACGAGAUGACUACUUAUGUGGCAUGCAUUUUUCUCCUUGAUCUCGAUGCCCCUAAAAGUCCAAUUAUAUUUCAUGGAAAACAUACCUAGAAAUAUUCAUUCUUUCGCUCAUUCGGCAGAAAACUACCUCUUCUUUUAAAUUUGCACACUAAGGACGGACAUAAUUCGGUUUUAUAGAAGUUUCUAAUUGUGGGACGUUUAAAUACCGUCAAAUGGCCCUUCAUAAAACGUCAUGUCUCUGCAUUUACCAACGUCUCUUGUAAAGUUUAAACGUGGCUUAAAUCCACUGUUUAAUUUUAUGAACCCCGUAUGGUCUCCUCUCAAUACCGAUUAGUCGUUGUGAAAUUCGUUAGUACCGGUAAAUACUGCUUUGCACUCUAGCAACAACCCCGUAACGGGGAAAAAGUGCUUCAAGUAGAAUAAAUUCAACUUGCUUCAGUCUAUCAGGACGCGUUUAAUGUCGUUACUUGGAAGGAUUAAAAAUGACGGGACGCGUCAUUUUUUCUCAGACCUGCCAGUCAAACUGCGAUGGUUCAAUCUCUCCGUGUGACCUUUGGGACUUUCUCACUGGUUAGAGAUUUGUGCCGUUCUCAUAAGGGCCUAGUACAUGUAGUGGGGAUUAGGUCGUGUGAGAAACGCCUAGGCGAGUUGUUUAACUUUAUCUGCCAACGCGCCUUACCCCACCUCCGGUCAACCCAACACUGUGUUACCAUCGAAGCAGAUGGACUUAUGGGUGCGUGGGAGAGACUUGGGUAGAAAUCGCGCAGGUCUGCAAGUCACUGGGUGUUGCGCACAUCCCGUAGGGCACGAGAUGCUUGUGGUAGCUUACGGGGAUCUAACUGAUAUGUCUUCAUUCAUUAUGACACACCUGUAACAUGUUUACCUAGGGCUAAAUAAUGUUCGGGCCACAUAAAGUUUAUUUGGCGAGUUACAGUGGACUCGGGUGUCGUAUUCACCCACUCGAUAGUGGACUUGCGUCAAACCUACCGGGCUCUUUUCGCCUCCACCAACAGGAUCCAGUGUCCAGACAAUGUCGAGAAGACCGGAGACCACAGGUGGCUGGCACUGGGAGUGAACCCGAACCUGAGCGUACCACCACAUCUCCCCCCCCCGGUCCACAGCGGACACUGAACAGGAUUUACCACAACAGCAAAAAUAGGGGAUGGCACAGAUAUCGAUCGGCGCGGCACGAGCCUGUGAAUGGGCGUACCACAACACCUCCAGUGCUGGCGUCUGCGCGUCCCGAAAACGCCUGCGGGCUUCUAACUAGCCUCCGUUUUGGUCCAUGACAUCUACCGCAUAGUCAAUUUGAUAACAGCCACCAUACCACGUACAGUGAGAGACUGAUCUCAUGAAAUGUUGGCCGAAAUUCCGAAAUGCGUUUUCGAUUUGGAAGGAUUACUUAGGAGCGAUGGUAAUACUGAUUAUCAUGCGGCAUAAUCCAGUAAUAUUUCGGACUUGCCAGGAAGUUGGCUUUUAGAUUUACUCCUUCUUGACCUCCGGGAAAAACCACCUUCGAAAAAAAUAACGGUUACUUAAUGAACAUGCAUUUUUCGCAUUGAUUUUCGACGGCCUUAUAAAUUCAAAUAUAUUUUAUAGAAGACAUGCACUCCAAUAUGCCUUCUUCUACUCAUUUGGUGACAAAUCACGUUGACUUUACACUUUUUGCAUAAAGAAAGGGUAUAUUUAGUUUUUUAAAAAGUUUCCCGAUUCCCCAAUGAUUUUGAGCCUGAUCACCCGUUGCAUCGGCGUUUAGCGAUUUUAUUCUACAAGGAGCAUGCUUUCCGUGUAAGGAAAAUAAUUUAUUACUCUAUGCCUUUAAGAAGAUACUAUUUAGAGUUCAUGAAAUCUUGCAAUGAGUGUGGACUAUGUUGUACAUUACACGAGGAGCAAUGGUAAACAGACGCGUACGUACAUUGCACGGUCUUAAAGAUCGCAUAAUUUAAACCUUCUUUAAAACCUAAGUGCACACUGUCUUCAAGCAAAACAUAUAAAGUCGACGUGAUUUGCCACUGAAUUUGUAGAAAAAAGCAUAUCUUUGUGCAUAUUUUCUGUAAAAUAUAUUUGAAUUUAUAAGACCACCGAAAAUCAAUGCGAAAAAAUGCAUGUUAAUCAAGUAGCCAUUUUUUUACCAAAGGUGGUUCUUUCAGGAGAUCGAAAAACAGUGUAUUCAAAAGCUGACAUCCUGACGAGUCCGAAAUAUUGCUGGACUAUGCUGCAAGAUAAUCAGUAUUACAACCCCACGUAAGUAAUCCUUCCAAAUCGAAAACGCAUUUUAGAAUUUCGGCCAACAUUUCAUGAAAUCGGUCACUCACUGUAAAAUGAGUCAUUUCUGGUCCUGACGCCCUGAAGUCCUGUGCUUGUCUUUAAGGUGCUUUAUUCAACUGUCUCUGCACACGGGGGUGGGCGGCCGGAUUGAACACUCCGAUGCCUUGCUCUGGCGCGUAAGAUCUACUAGUUGAAAUCAGUAGUAUUGUCCGACGUCGACCGGAAAACAAAAUAAACCCCUCCAAAAAAACACUUGGCGAGACUUAAUCCGUACAGAAAUGGAAGAAAUGGAGCGCUAAACAAACCAAUGGUCUGCUCGACCUUCUAUUUUCCAAAAAAUAAUUUGCACGUAAAAGGAUUCCAAGGCAGUUUGCCUAGUUCCCUUAUUCUCAAGACUAAUAAGUAAUUUUCGUGAACUGCUGCAAAGCCGCUGUUGCCUAAGCCCCCGGUUUCAAUUUCUGCCCCCUGUUUUCCAGUUGUUCGUGGAUGCUUUACGACUUUGCUCGCGAGCAGAUCGGCCAGCUGAUGCCUACUCAUCGAUCGUUCUCACCCUGGGCAUUCACCGUCUCCUCACUCCGGGUUGUCCCUUGCCCGAGCCAAUCAUCUCGAGUCCACAUGGAACCCGCAGCCGGCCCUCUAGCAGACAGUGUCAACCACCUGCUCAGCACCAUGCUCUAUGCUCGUGAAAUACUCCAUUCUCUGCGUCUGCUCACUCGUCUUCUAAACCAGCUGGUCAACGUGAGUUCUGAGUUAUGUAAUAUGAGUAGUGCCUCUCAGUCGACGACUGCUCGGCUACCCAGCCUUGAAGGGUGACUGCAAAUUCAGGGCCACGUAUCGUCUCCCUAAAUCAAAAGUCCUCUAAGCGUCUGCUGUACCAGGAUCAGCAAACCGUGGCCCUUUAAGUCCGGCAUGCGCUGGCAGUUCUCCAACAUCUGGUCCCCUAACGCUAGACGCGCUUGCGCUCUCACUGCAGUCAUUCUCGUCCCUUCUGCGAUGUUGCUGUUGGUUAAAUUCCAGGUCAAUUGUAUGAUAAUUGUAUAAUAACUACAUGUAGACACUGUUUUUUGGUAGAGGGGCGCUCACCGAUGGUUCUUACGGAACUCGCCCGUUCCGUUGUGCCUUACGGGCUCUCUCUCGUUACGGGACAUGAUCGCCCAGUUGUGCAUUGGGGUAUAGCCAAUCAGAAAUGACCAUCAUAGCCUCGACCCCGCCUUCUUCAGCACUUCUCGCCUGCAUAAAUUGCUCGCCAUUAGACGACUGCCUUCGAAGAUGUAGAUCAAACUUCAAAAGCAUAGCAGGACGAGGGGACUCCUUAAUGCAAUCGGUGAGCGCCCUCCAUCCCAGUUAAUAUUCUCGAUUUAGACCGACAGGACAAAGAACCCAUGACUCAGAGGUUAGGAGCAUUUGACUUAUAACCAAAGGGUCGCGGGCUCGAGCUGCUGACGGUUAAUAAGCCGGAAAAGAUCAUCCCUGGCCUCGUCUACUGGUCGCAGUGCAACUGUUUACGAGCCCAGAGGCGCACAGGGGCGGCAUGUCCAAUAAUCUGACCGGUGAGCACCGUUCACCACGAAAAUCGUGUUUUUAAUACGGCUCUUCAGAGUACGCAGAUAAAAUCCUAGCAGCACAGGUACUAGCUGAAAACCCGGACAAGUCUGUUUUGCUUAUAUUUCUCUCCUGCGUGACACAGCUGAGAGGGAUUCAGCUCAUCAGCGGGUCCCACGGCGCUCCGAAGAAGACACUCCAGUUUAGAAAUUGCUGCAUUUAAUUUCUUCAGAAAUUAACUGGUAACCGCUAAAAGCCUUUAGCUAGUACCUGUGCUGUUAUUAUGGCAUCAUCUUUCCCUAGAAUAUACUACUAACUGCCUGUAGGCAGUUAAUGAAUAUUACGCGGUUGACCGCUGUGAUUGAUGUGGUUCGGCCCAAAUAUUUAUGCAUGAAAUUCUCGUUCCGAACCUAUAAACCUUGAAUAAACUGAUCUACUCCAAGUUCAUUGUUUGCAAAAUGCCGCGUUUUUGUUUCUUCAGAAAUUUACUGGUAACCGCUAAAAGCCUUUUGCUAGUACCUGUGCUGUUAGAAUGAUAUCCUCUUUCCCGAAAAUAUACUACUUGUUGCCUGUCAGUAGUUAGUGAAUAUUACGCGGUUGCCCGCUGUGGCUGAUGGGCUUCGGCCUAAAUAUUCAUACAUGAAAAUCUCGGUCAGAGCCUACAGACCUAAAAUACACUGGUAUACUCCAAGUUUUCAAUUGAUUUCUGACGUAGUUAAAAGGUAACAACUUCUAAAUCGGAGUAUCUACUGUAAAGUAGAGGGGGGAUGCUGGGGGACCCACUGAUGAACUGAGCCCCUCGCAGCUGUCAUACAGCGGCAGAAUAUCGGCGAAACACCUGGGUAUGGGCUUUCGGCUAGUCUGGUAUGGUAUUCCCUUAGCAUAAAGUAAACUACUAGUAGCCCGUAGGCAGUUAAUGAAUACUGCGCGGUUACCCGCUGUGGCUGAUAGACCUCGACCGAAAUAUUCAUGCAUAAAAACUGAGGGCUGCACCUAUAGAUCUUAUUAUAAAACCGAUCUACAGUAGGUAGGCUUACUCAUGAAAUGUUAACCGAAAUUCCGAAAAGCUUAUUCGUUUCGAAAAGUUUCAUUAAGUAGGGUUGUAAAAUCAAUCACCAUGCAACAUCAUUCAAUGAUAAUUCAGUUAUCUCAGUAUGCCGGCUUUCAAAGGAACUCAUUUCCGACAGCGUGCGCAGUCCAUGCUCUGUAAAAAACGACUACUGAAUUAGCAUUCACUUUUCAUUUUCAUUUCAUGUUCCAUUUCCCGAACAAUUUUGAACUUUGAUCUGCCGUUACCUUUGUAUUCAGGGUUUCCAAACUACAAGCCGUGUAGUUUCCCCGUACGGGAAACCGAAAAUUUCUCUACUGUGUUCAGAUGAGAUCAUAUGGGGUUCUUAGAAUUUAGCCAUGCAUUUGAGCCAUAUUGUUAACUUUGGAAGCACCACUAGAAAAUGAAGAGGCAUGACAAUUAAUGGACGAACAUCUCAUGUUAUUAAAAAAUCUCACAAUUAGAAACCUUUUAAAACCAAAUUAUACCCUUGCUUCGAGUAAAAAAUCGAAACAAAACGUAAUUUCCCACAGAAUAAGCAGAAUAAUCAAUAUUUUGAUGCAUGUUUUCCCUGAAAUAUAAUUGAAUUUUCAAGGACAUCGAAAACAAAUGAGAAAAUUGCACGCUACUUCAGUAGUCGUUCUUCUACAGAGUGUAGUUCCGGUAUGCAGCCGGAAGGAAGUUCGUUUGAAAGUGGACAUCUUGAAGUAGCUGAAUUGUGUCAGAAUUAUGCUGCAGGCUGAUUAGUUUUACAACCCAAUUUAAUUAAUUUUCUCGAAACUAAAACGCACCUCGGUUGACAUUUCUUGAGUUAGCACGCCUACUGUUGUUCAAAGUACGUAUGGUGUUAGAACGGCAAAUAAUUACACAAUUUGUGAAGAAAUUGAAAAAAAACAAUGCUUGCUCUGCCCUGCCCCUCAUUCCUCCGACUAGUAUGACGCCAGCAGUGAGGGCUGUGGUUCCGCGCUCAUGCGAAUGCGUCACUGCGCCCUCUGCUCCGGACACCUGCUGACCUACCCCUGUCCGGCACUUUGCAGCGCAACGCUGGACUUCUGCCUCCGACCCCUGCUCGCCCUCAGGCCUCUCUGGGAGGGAAUAUUUGGUAGGUUCUUCUGCUACCGUUGUUGACGUUUCCUCCUCCUAGGAAGGUGCUGGUCAGCAGCUGCUACCGCACGUUUCCGCUUGUCAUUUCUCACAACUUCCUGAAGCCUGGCACCGUUGAACAGCACAGUUCAAGCAUCGAUUUCGAUGAUGUCCACCGUGUGCCCCACAGACUGCAGGGACGGCGAAUUACGCAGGGGUUUAUAGUGCCAGUAGACUUGCGUAGCAUCUACCUACACUCUCUCCUCCCCCGCCCCCCCGCCUGAGCCCGGUGUCAAGGCCGAGUCAAGAAGACCGGAGACGGGGGAGGCCGCAGGUGGAUGGCUGGGACGGAUCCUCGCCUUGGCGCUCCACUCCGCACCCCCUGGUCCACACACAAAUGACCAGGAUUUUGACGACAAAACAAUGGGGUGGUGGCGGUGGUCCAGUUGUGCGACGAAUGCCGACAACAGGGUCCGCCAGCGCACCCCGCAACUGCUGGCAUUUGUUAUUGCGCACAGAUAACGCCUGCCAGAGUCCGGUGUGGCCCCCGUGUUGAUCCAGCGCAUCUAACACGUGGCCCGUUUUGAGGGCACGAACAGCACAGUACACAGACAUAAAACCACACAGAAGCAUCAGAGUUCCCUUUAGCUGAAACAGAUAUGGCGAAUUAACUUUAAUUGUCAUUAUACGGAAGCAAACAAGCAGUCAUGUUGGACACCUCUGUCAAAUUUGACGAACAAAUUUACAUAAUCAAUUAUUUUAGUGCGUGGGCCUGACAAAGUCGAUCCGACGUUGGCAACUCUACUGUUGAGUUUUAAAUGACUAGGUCCCUAGCUAUGUUUGCGAGUUCGGUUGCAUGCCAACAUAAAUUCUCUAGAAGAUCACCAUUACCGGACUCCGUCUCUGAUGAUGGAUUCGAGUGAGAAUCUGAAACAUUAGGCUAAUAAAGCUCUUGUUCCAGCGGUCGUGCCUCCCUCUUCGAGGUCAACCUUUAUUUACAAAUUUACGAAUCUUUGCCAGAUAUCUGAUAAGCAGCAGACCAAAUUGGAUUAUAACAAGACCGCCCUGUGUGACCUAAAAACUUUCUAAUUGGCCGACCACUUGUUUCUCUAUUGAGCCAUCUCAAACAACCGUCUAGUUUCACCAAGUUAGGCAACCGUUUGUAUCUUAUGGCCGUUGUCGUAAAACGUUUUCGCUUGUCAUAUCUCCCAACUUCCUGAAGCCUGACAUUGUUGAAAACCACGGUACACAAAAAUCCAGCAGAAUAUAAGCAUAAGAGUUGUGUUUAGUUGAACCAGAUUUGGCACCUUAAUAUGAAUAUCGCAAAAUUGUAACGAUGUGGAAACAAGCAAGCAAGCAUGUUGGACACCUCUGGCAAAGCUAACGAAAAAAUUGCCAUAAUCAAUGGUAGAGGGACGCUCACCGAUGGUUCUGACGGAACUCACUCGUCCCGUUAUGUCUUACGGGCUCUAUCUCAAGCCCAACCAGCAGCCGCACAGCGGCGCACGGUAUAGUCAGAAUGCUAUUACCGACAAAGACAAGGAAUACUGGAAUGGCCAUUUCUGGUUUAUUUGUCGUCGUCAGCCAGUCAUACCCAGCCCCAAGUGUGGAACACCCGAGGCUCGAACUCGCGACCUUUUUAGAAGUCCAACUAUUGCCGAUCGAAACCGACGGGACAACAAGCCCGAGGCUCAGUGGUUAGAGGCAUUGGGCAUCUAACUAACGGGUCGCGAGUUCGAGCCCCAGGUGUUUCACACCUCGGGGUUGGGUAUGACUGGCUGGCGACAGCUAACAAGCCAGAAAUGUCUAUUCCAGUCUCCCCUGUCUUUGUCGGUAAAAAAAUUCAAUUAUUUUAGCAAUUAAAACGUGGGCUUGACGAAGUGGAAGAACCCACCUCUCGACCGGACGCUGAGACCCCUGCCGCUGAGUUUUAAAUGACCAGAUUCCCAGUUAUAUUCGCGACCUCCAUUACUUGCCACCACAAAACCUCCAACGAUCAACCUUGCUUUAUAAACUUGGAAAUCUUUGUUAUUUAGUUUAUAGGCAGAAGAUCGAAUUGGAUUCUUACAAGGUCCUGGUAGAUUUCUAAUUUGCCGACCUCUUGUUGCUCUCUUGAACUAUCACAAACGACCGUCUAGUUUUACCAAGCUAGGCAAACGUUUGCAUCUUAAAGUCGUCUUCGCCCCCCUAUACAGUAACCCCACGUCGGCGCGGAGGUCGAAUUGAGGCAGGGUCCGCCUGGCUAUUGUUCGACGUCACGGGGGUUCCGUUAGGAAGCGAACCGAUAACAAGAGAGAAGUUGAGCCAAACAUUAUUUAACUCACAACUCCCGGUAGAGUCUCGUAGAUGAGGUGGCUGGAGAGCGUUGGCUGCACUAAGGCCUCCCCUUGCUAUCCUGGGUUUAACUCCCACCGAGUUGUUAACAGUCGGGAGAUGGCACCCAAAAAAGCCGUCUAACCAAAGCAGCCUGUCUUACGGGACAGAUGGUAAUAGGGAUUUUAUGGGUGGUGGCUGGUCGGGAUGUACGAUACUUGCCGACGGAAAGGCUUAUUUGAACAGGUAAGUGAUCGAAGUUGCCCCGCUCUCCGUUCCGUCAGCUUACAGCACCAUAUUUGGUGGAUUUUAGACGUUGCGGUUGGCUGUGCGGGUAAAUUGAUCUAAAUGUGAUUAAACUCACGUCUGCCGGUGUGGCCUUGUAAUUUAGUUGGUUAGAAUGUUGGAUGCACUCAAGCCCUACCCCUUGCUGUCUGGAGUUCGAAUCCCACCGAGUUUGUCGAGUUUUUGCAGUUGGGUCGAAAUUAGUUAUUCAAAAUCUGUCAAACCAAUUAUUAACUCUAAAAGUAUUAACGAUGAAUAUUCACCUCCUGCUUGCUAAUCCUACAGAAGGUUUUGCCCUCUGCAUCUUUCCAACCCCACCGCUUCUGGUAUAACGGCCACGCUCCAAGUGAUGGUUGCUAUUUUGUUCAAAUUCUCUUAACCAAAAUGGAGUAAGAGGUUGGGCAUUUCCGGCCAUUUGAAUUUCGACUGGAUAACCGCUACAGCUAAAUCUACCAGACCAACAACAGGUACUAUACUUUGCCCGGACGGUUCCCCCUUAGAGUGAAGUAAUUUCCACUAGGGGCGGGGUUUCACAGGUGCCCGCAGUUAGGGGACUAUAAAUUUCUAAAUUCGAGCACUUUUUCACGUCUAUGUCACCGCCUUGUCCACAUAAUCCCUUAAAACCUUCCGACGAGAUUUUUUCGAAAUGCAAUAACCCUACGGCCAGAACGCUCCUAAAGCAAAGAUUUAGGCAGAUAGGGUUGAUUGAACAGACAGCACUCCGGUGGCAGAAUGUACACGCAGCUCAGGGGACGAUGACAGCAAGUGCUCUCUCAGCCGAGUGACAGCCGUUGCGGUUUUUGACCUCUAGCGCGAAACGCAUGCAUGCGCCUUUACGAUGUCCACCUUCAACGAAUCCAUGAGCUCUUGUCAUAUUGGUACGGUUGGUGGGCUAACUCAUGAAAUGUCAACCAAAAUUCCGAAAUGGGAUUUCGUUUCGAAAAAAUUAAUUAUGUAGGAUUAUAAAACUAAUCGGCCUGCAGCAUAAUUAUAUAAUGAUCCAGUUACCUCUGGCUGCCAGCUUUCGAAAGAGCUGCAUGCAAAAACUGCAUUCUGUAAAAAAUGACUACUUGAGUGGCAUGCAUUUUUCUCGUUGAUUUUCGAUGCCCCUAAAGGUCCAAUUAUAUUACAUGGAAAACAUGUAUAAAAAUAUUUAUUCGUCUGAGCAUUCGGUGGAAAAUUACGCCUUCGUCUAAUUUUAUACUCGAAGGAGGGGUAUAAUUCGGUUUUAAAAAGUUUCUUAUGAGGUGAAAUGGCCGUUCAUAAAUCGUCAUGUCUCUGCAUUUCCCAUUGUCUCUUGUAAAGUUAACAAUAUGGAUCAAAUACACUGCUUUCUUUUAUGAACCCUGUAUAGUCCCCCUUUAUUACCGUAGAGAAAUGUGUGGUUUUCCCUACGCGGAGAAUAUACGACUUGCAGGUUGGAAACCCUGAAUCCAAGUGUACCCGUAGAGCGGGUUAAAAAUUAUUCUGAAAUUGGACAAGUUUUUGUAAACGGAAUUACAUCAUUCCUCCGAGUAUGAAUUUGAAAGAAGACGUAAUUGUCUACCGAAUGAGCAAAAGAAUGAAUAUUUUAAUACAAUUUUGCCACGAACUAUAAUUGGACCUUUAGGGGCAUCGAGAAUUAAUGAGGAAAAUUCAUGCUAGAUACGAAGUCAUUUUUAACAGAACGUGGUUUUUGCAUGCAACCGGAAGGAAGUUCAUUCGAAAGCAGGCAUCCUGAGGUAACUGAAAUAUUACUGAAUUAUGUUGCAGGCUGAAUAGUUUUAGAACCCUACUUAAUUAAUCUUUUCGAAACAAAAACGAAUAUUGGAAUUUCUGUUGAGAUUUCAUAAGUUAGUCCACCUACCGUAUGUCCUAUCUUUGUCGGCAGCACUUCCUAAACGUGCAUCUAACUCGCGCAAAUACAUUUUCCGUGUAAACAGACGCCUACCAACCGAUAAGCAGUCAUCCGGGGAAAGCUCACGAAUGUAUGUUGCGGAGUGAUCAGCUGUUCAAAUAAACACAUCAAAAACAGGAUGAUUUGGAUUUGGGGCCACAGCACGGGAACCACAGGAGUAAGUCUGGGUUUAAAAAUUUUGGGAACAAAGAUGGGUGAAUGCGACGAAAGAUGUUGUGCCCUCCAGGACCGGAACUGAACGAAAAUAAUCCGAACCAUACGGCCAUCAUUUAAUAUUUUUGAGUGGGAAUGCCUGGGCGAGAGUGUAAUUAAUUGGGCAAAUUUAAACGGGCGGGAGUUAAGUAAAUCGAAACAUUUGGAGAAACGUCAACAGAUCAUCAUUUAGACAUUUCCUUGGGAAUUGUGGAACAACCUGCUUUAUGCAGUAGGAUGUGUGCUUCUCGGCGUAGAAAAGUGUCCAAAAUUAUCUUAGAAUGAAAUGCAAUCUCGAUCCGAACUAAACCUCCAGACAACGACAAUCUCAGUACCAAUCUAAUGUCACUGUUAAAUGCUGUACAGUAUUCCAGCGAUAACAGUACUAACAGAACCAUCCGUAAACUAUAGUGAGUGACCGAUCUCAUGAAAUUUUGGCCGAAAUUCUCUAAUGAGUUUUCUUUUGAAAAGGAUUACUUAGGUAAGGUUGGAAUAGUGCAUUUCAUGUGGCAUAACCCUAUACAAUUUCGGGCUCGCCAGGGUAUCAGCUUUUGAAUGCAAUUUUUUCGACCUUCUGUAAAAAUCACACUCUUUAAAAAAUAACUGCUCAAGUCGCAUACAUUCUUCACACUGAUUUUCGUUGGUCUUAUAAAUUCAAAUAUACUUUACAGAAGACAUACACAAAGAUAUGCUUGCGUUUCUUCAUUCGAUAGAAAAUCAAGCCUUUGCAUUUUAUAUCCGGGGAAAGGAUGUCUUUCGGUAGGAGUCUGUUAAGCUGUCCUGGUCCUAAGUGUAAGCGCAAUGUGGGCAUUGCAAGUAAAGUAAGCCGAGGGAGGAUGCUGACUUUGUUAGUGGAGAAAUAGCCAAAGAUAAAACGGGAAAGGGCAGCCUGAUGUUUCGGUUUAGAGGUAGGGUUAGUUUUAGGGUCUACGUUGGCGUCAGGCUGAGAAUUGAGUUUAGGGUUACGGUUUGUGUUAAGUUUACGGGUUAGGGUUAGAGUUAGGGUUUGGAUUGCAGUUUGGUUAGUGUUGGGAUUAGUGUAGGGUUACGGUUAAGAUUAGGUUUGGAGUUAUGGUUAGGGCAAAAAAUCCGGAAAAGGAAACGGUUAUUCAGUAAAGAACGAGGGUGCUCUUAGUGGACAAAGAGGGAAAGAAUUAAUGGGCCAGAGAUUCUGUCCUAGAGACACAGCUACGAGUUCAGGUUCCCGUUAAGAGGAAUAGUAGCUCUGGAUGUCCGGAAGAAUCACGACGCGCUGUCCUGACGUCUCGGUCACUUGAAGAUAAGAAUAUUAACAAACAGGCGGCCUCUGUGAUACCGCCCGUUGAGUUGGCCAGGUGCCCCCUUGACCGGAAACGAGAUCAUGCCAUCUUUCGACUUAUUAAUCUCCGAUAGAUGAGAAUCCGCAGCGCGCGUAAGAAUGAUCCCUACGGAUCGAGGAGCGAUCAAGCGCAUUUGGGAAAUUGCAGACUGCGUGGACAAAUGGGAGGCCGUCUCAUUGGACGUCAGCACUCAAAGAUUUCGCCUUAUUAUAUAUUAUAUCUCGCUGCAAGCGAGACGAUCGUCUUUCCGCUUUUGAGGUCAUCCGAGAGUGUGCAUGUUGCGUGUGAAGUAUACUGGCACCAUAAUCAUAAUCCCAACAUCACAAGCUUGGACAGCGCGGGAUCUGUAACUAUCUAAGCGUUGGAUUCACAAGAAGAUGUCCACAUAAAGUGAGGCUGAUCUAGUUCAACUUGUUGUCAGGCACUGAACUUAAGUGCUUUUUUUCAAAAAAGUCAUUUGUUCUUAACAAAUUCCUACGUUACGUAAUUUCUAGUCUGCAAAAUUUGAAAGUUUAAACAUUUUCUUAAAGUUUUCGCCACGGGUGGGUGGGCAGUGAUCAAGUAUGUGCACGUGGUAAGAAAAUGCCAAACAUUUUUUAACAAAUCCACCAGCGUUUGAAGACCUCUGCUUUACUGGCAGACGCCUGCAUCCAUCUUACAAAAUUCUAUGUAUUUUUUACCAUCUCACUGCUCCUUAUGCUCUAGCAUAUAAGUACUGGCUUGCUUGGAGCUCAACCUUAGGCGACUCCAAACGCGGCAACAUGUUAACGAGUGGUUAAUCGCUCCCACACAUUUGUGGAGAAAGCCGCAUCAAUGCUCGGAAACGCGGCCCUGCAGGGAAAUGGAGAAGCCUAGGCGCGUCCAAUACGACAACCGUAGUAGAAUGGGCUUUGCGGAUGAGGCUGCGGAAAAACAGUGAGGAAUGUGCAAAAAUUAAGGAAAAAACGCAACUAUUAUAGGUAAAUACGCCAGUUUGUUUUAGUGCGUCCUAGAAUCCCUGCGCAAGAGGCGCGCAACACCAAAUUCCCCGAAGGUUAUCGGCAAAAGCAAUUCCCCGAAAAAUAAGGACGAUGGGCCUAUCAGGGUAAUCGAAACUGAGCCGCUCAAAUUGUGACCAAUCAGAAGUAAGCCGUAGAGGCAAGUUGUAAAAAGUGGGUGCCGAAUGAAUCCUCAGCCCUAUUCCUAACCGUAAAACCCGAACCCUAGCGUAAUUGUGAAUCAUAAUAGCAGCGGUCCACGAAGCAUCUCAAGUUGAAGGUAUCCGCCAAUAUUACUACGCCUGCAAAAUUAAUUACAGUACGAAAGUGAUAAAUGGCGACCGCCUACUGAAAUUAAUAGUAGUACGGAAGUGAUAAUUGGUUGACCAAACGGGCCCGCGUUUCCGAGACCUGAUCUGAUUGCAGGAUAGACGUGAGGUCACCCGUUUGGACUUUGCUCUGUGAGUUUGCUGCCUGCAAAUGCGGUCGCAUGGUAACUAGGAGUCGAUAACUAAAUCUUUACCGGCGAGGACAGAGACGGGAUUGAAUCGGUCAUUUUUGGCAUAUUUCCUGUCGUCAUCCCAUGAUAUCUCAGUCUCUGUGAGCCAAACGCCCAAGAUUCGAACUCUGAGUCAGUCCAGCAUUGAGGACGUCUCUCACCACUAUGACAGCCGACUCGCGGGGAGGGGUAAGGCGUCAUCCAAUUGGCGACGGGCUCAGGAUCUCAAUUUCAGAUGUUGGGCCCGAGAAUGACGGUGACGCACGCAGACAAAGAGGGUACAGGCAAAGGUAAGGGAGAGUGUAUUGAUCAGUUCUGACUCAUCAGCGUCGUUGGCAUUCCCUUCUGAGAGAUUGCUCUCCGUUAUGAGUCUGUGUGCGGGAUAUUCGGUCGAGCCCCAAAGCACAACACGAUGAGCAGGUUUCGUAACCCGAUUAGAGAACACAUUUCUAACCGAUCGCAACCGACAGGACAAUGAGCUUGUGGCCCAAUGGUAGCAGCGCGUUAAAUCUAGUGACGUUCAAUUACCAAAAACCCUGCGUAAGAAUUACAGAUCGUUCGAAUUGAUUAUGCAUGGAGCUGGGCGUGGCUGACUGGUGACGGCUCGCAGGCGAGAAAUGACCGUCCACGCCACAUCUUUUAAAAUAAUGGCAAAACAGUGCACCUCAUACUCUUUUCAUAAGGCAUAACACCAACUUCAAAGGUGUUUUUUAAGGAGAUUGAAUAUGGAACCCCCGCUGUAUGUAACUUCGGGCCAAGUUCCAGGGGUACCUAUUCUCAUGCCCUAGAUUUAUCUACAGCACUCACACUAACCCUGAUCUGAACGCAAAUUCCCAUAGCUCAUAAGGCAAAAAGGAAAGAGUAAGUUCCAUAAGAAGGAUCGGUAAGCGCCCCUCUACCAUUGUAUAUUCCCGAUCGAGACCGACAGGGCAACGGGCUCCUGGCCCAGUGGUUAGAGGCGUGGACUUCUAUCUAACAGGUCGUGGGUUCAAACCUCGGCUGUUUCACACUUUGGCGUUGAGUAGGACUGGCUGACGACGGCUAAUAAGUUAGAAAUGGCCAUUCCAGUAUCCCUUGUCAUUUUCGGUAAUAAUAUACAAACUCCCAUAGCCCUGAAUCCACUGGAAGUUGGGCCAAAGUUACCUGUAAUACGUAACGAUUAAUAUCCCCGUGUUUAACAUAGCGAGGCUAGUGGAAUAUUUUAACUACAUACUGUGUGGACACCUACACUCGCGUCCGGGAUCGAGAACCGAAAAGCCUCCCACCUUCAAGAGUUAGGCUUGAAUGAAGCCUUGCAUUUACAGAACGGAUACGAAGAAUGGGAAUAAGUUACAAGCCUUGCAAGCCAUUAUGUCACACCUUCACACUUACUCGUCUUCAGUGCAAUGAAUACCCUGUAACAGUAGCGGCUUUAUUAUUAACGCGACUUAACCAAUUAAUGUUGGAUACUUCUCAAACGGAAAAUUUGUGGCUCGUAAUUUGAAAACUUCAAAAGUAAAUGCAAAGACAGGUGGGGAGCAGGAUUACAUGAGGUCUUAUAAACAUUUUAAAACCAGUAGAGACCUUUACGUCCAGUAUAAAAUUUGCAAAAAUCUGAUUUAAUGCCUAAGAUACAGAAAGAAUGUUUUUCUCAUUUUUCUGAAAACGAUAUGCAAACAAAUGGAAAAAGUUCAUACUACCUGAGUGAUUAUUUUUAACGAGAGUGAUAUUUACAAACAAAUGGUAAAACCUUGGUGUGACUGAAAUAUCUUAGGAUAACGCUGCAGGAUAAGCAAUUUUGCAGUCUCACCCGAGUAAUUUUUAUAAUGCAAAAACAAAUUUUUUGAAUUCCUGUUAAAAUUCCGUGAGAUAUGCUACUAGAUCUACAUCAUGGUCAGGGAGCGCAUGAGGACGCAAGGACGACUGAAGUUGAGUGUCUUGUGGUACCAAUAUAUGUCAUUUCUUCAAAUCGAUAUACUGUGAGCAGUGGGAGUAUUCGAGGAGGUGGAAAACACUGUUUUGAAGAAGGAUACACGAACGCUGGGAAAAGAGCUUUAUUUGCUUGACGUUUCGGAUUCCUGCUCGAACCCAUUAUCCAAGAAAAUAGCAGAUACGGACGUUUGAUGCGGAAGACGAUGCAGUCGCCAUGCUACUGCAUACCUCUUAAUAUUCACGGCUCCCCCCCCCUUCAUCAGGGAUCGUUGCACUUGGUGUACUGACUGUUUGAUGGCCGCCAUCUGCGUCGUCAAUUGCUGCAAUUUCAUCGCUUGCGAUCAUAGGCAGGCGGUAGCAUGGUGACUGCAUCUUACAAAUACUGCAGCCCUUUGUGCAUGAACCACCCUUAUCUGCUUUUGUCUCUGAAUCUGAAUCUUGAUCGGUGGACGCAAUUUCGGUACCGUAUGUACAGUGAGUGACUGAUCUCAUUAAAUGUUGGCUGAAAUUCUGCAAUGCGUUUUCGAUUAGGAAAGAUUAGUUGGUCGCGGUUGUAAUACAGAUUAUCUUUAGGAAUACUCUUAUAACAUUUUGGACUCGGCUGGAUGUCGGCUUUUAAAUGCACUUCUUUUCAAUCUCCUGUAGAAAGCGUGCACGGUAAAAAAUUACUACUUAUGUAGCAUGCGUUUUUCCCAUUGAUUUUCGAUGGUCUUGCAAAUUCAAAUAUAUUUUAUAGAAACCAUAAACAAAAAUAUGCUUUCUUUUAGUCAAUCAAUAGAGAAUCACGUCUUCUUUAUAUUUUAUUCUUAAAGUAGGAGUAUAAUUUGGUUUCAAAAAAGUUUCCAAUUAUGAGACUUUUUAAGACCGCAGAAUGUCCAUUCACAUAGCAUUGUACCUGGCCGUUUACCACUGCUCCUCAUGAAAUGUACAACAUAGUCAGCAUCCAUUGCAAAAUUUUAUGGACUCUGUAUGAUAUCUCUUUAAUGGCAUAGAAAAAUAUGUGAGUUUCUUUACGCGAAACGCAGGCACCUUGUAAAGUGAAAUCACUAAGUGCUAAUGCAACGAAUGAUCAGGCUCCAAAUUAUUCGGCAAUUAGAAAACUUUUUUAAAACCUAAUUAUACUUCUUCCUUAAAUAUAACAUAUAAAGAAGACGUGAUUUUCUACAGAUUGGCUAAAAGAAAGCAUAUUUUUGUAUAUGGUUUCUAUAAAAUAUACUUGAACUUCCAAAACCAUCGAAAAUCAAUGGGAAAAAUGCAUGCUACUGAAGCAGUCAUUUUUUACUACGCACGAUUUCUACAGGAGAUUGAAAAGAAGUGCAUUUGAAAGCCGACAUCCUGCCGAGUUCGAAAUGUUAUAAGAGUAUGCCUUAAGAUAAUCAGUAUUACAACCGCGACCAAGUGAUCCGUCCUAAUCGAAAAUGCAUAGAAUUUCAGCCAACAUUUCAUGAGAUCGGUCACUCAAAUUGUCUUUUGAAUUCUUCAAUGGAAAUUUUCGCAUUUUAUAGUGUCAGUACAUCCAAGUCCAAAACAGACACUCUAAAGUGCCUUUAGCAAAUCUCUUCUCUCACAUGGCAGUUAUUUUGAAAAGGAAAAUUGUUGAUGGUUUCCAAGCAGAUAAACAUGUUUGAGCCGGGGAGUAGAAGAUUGCCCCAACCAAUAGGCAGUUCCUUGCCUACCGCGGAAAGGAAAUGAUCUGCAGACAGGGUUUCUCCUCUCCCUGUUUCAUUUCAUUCCCUUCAAAGUGAAUGGGAGUGGGAAAAGAGCGAGCAAUUUCAGCAUAAAGAGGACACACAAUCUCCCAUCUAUCAGACGGCCACGCCCCGAGGACUAGAAGGGGGACAGAUCGGAAUUUCUUUUGGAGCAGUUCUUGUGGAACUGUGUCCUCCCCCACCCCUGUUCCCAUGUGCUUAUGCAGGACUAAAAAAGGAGCGCGUUAUUUUGAAUCACAAAAAAAAGUUUGGGUUGGAGGAGGUGGCUGAAAUAUUUGCAGUCUGCUUUUGGUGAGACACACGGAAAUACGUGUCCCUCGUGAUAAAUUCCAGGCGCACUUAGUCCCGUAUCUUUACCCUUCCGGAGUGCGUGUUUAUUUCUGAGGUCCUGUCAUGUUUUUGUACUUUCUUGUCUGGAACACAAAUUUAGGUGACUCCAAACGCGGCAACAUGUUACCGAGGAAUUGGUGUUUCCCGCUCAUUUGUGGAGAAAGCCGCAGCAAUGCUCGGAAACGCAGCCCUGCCGGAAAAUGGUAAAGCCCGGGCGUGGCCGAUAUGGGAGCCGCAGUAAGAGAGGCUGUACGAGGGGGGCGGCUGCGAGAAAACAGUGAAGAAUGUGCGCAUAUACUUAAUCCUUUCCUGAUUCGAGGAGAUCUUCUGUUGGUCUGUUGCGUCAAAUGACGGAUGAGGCGUUAUACUAGAAUCCGAAGUGGUUCCUGUGAUAAUGACUGCUGUUGUAAUGUGAUUUUUAAAAACAUUCACGAUUCAUACCUGAUUAAUUCCUCAAAGAAUCCGCAAGAAUCUCCAAGAAAACUGCAUUAACUGAACUCGAUCUGAAAGAUUUUGUAUAGCGCAUGAGAUUGAGUCUCUGUAGAAGGAAAGGUGGUGCUUCAAAAUGGUGAUCCAUGUGCAUUUUAGGCCUAAUCGAGUUGGAAAUUGCUCAGUGGAUUGAGUCGCCACGCGGGACCCUCUACUGGUCAGUCAGUCAACUUCCCGGCCACGUCAAUUUCGUAGCCAGAAUCAUCAUUGCUACCUUUUCAGACAAAGUGAGUUGCGUAUAUUUCAGAAAAAUUAGAGUUUUUUGCCUCCUUGAAAGCAAAGUAACUUCUAGAAUUUCUAUGCAAUGCAUGUGGAGUACGGUAGGCUUCGUGUGCAAAAACGCAGAAUUUACCGACGCAGUCUAUCCGGUUUAUCACUUACCACCUAUGCGAGGGAUGAUUCGUGUCUGAUUUUAUAUAGGCGAAGGUUUUCUUUUGGGCCAUUGAAAGCAGGAGGUACUUUAGAAAGAAUAUUGAUGUAGUCCAUGCUCUGGGUUACUCACACAUCUUAGGAUUCCUACAACGGACGAUAGAGAACGCACGAUGCAUGCUAAUAUCCCUAACUUUGUUCGGACUACUGGUAAGUUGGGUUAUGUCCGCGUUGGGCAUCCAAAACUCCUGAAACUUUUGCGACUAAGCAUGCAAGUAGAAAAAAAGACUGAGAAACUUGAAGGAAUAUGUGUGUAGGAGCAUUGCAUGUGGUCAAGUAAAUGAAUUCAGAAACGUUGACGGAGCUUGCAUUCACCGCCCUCAUGCGGGUCUAAAAAAACAGGUCCAUCCAUCUUCGCACUCUGGCGGACGUAAUUUCAACUUAUUUCCUAUAUUAAGUAAGUUUUCACCAUCAGCGACGGCAGGAAGUAGUUGUUGAAUUUUCAUAAAAUGUAGAUUAACAAUGAACCCCACUGUAAUUUGCUGUCAGUCAAGACUGUCACCCCCCCCCCCCGGGGCCACAAUAAUGAACUAAUGGCUAUCCCAGUGAUUACGACGACAGUUAGACAAUCGUAAAUGACGGCAACUUCCACCGCUGUUUUACGAGGUGGUCCGGUCGAGGUGCCUUGCAUUUAAAAGAGUGUGUACUGAAGUAAACUUCCACAGCAUCUACCUCACUAACUCCUCCCCCAGCCACUUUUCCCUGGUAAUAAGGAAGCGUUAGGGUGUUUGGUGUUGACGUGGGUGUAGGGACUGACAGGACCACAGAGUCCGACUACGUAUGCCUCAAACAGGACGCUGACGUCAAUUUACUUGUACUAGGAUUCAAUAAAUAAGGCCACCGAGGCCAAUUUGAGGGAACCAUUGGAGUCUUGAGAGUGAACGAGUCGUUCCGUCAACUGGCACCUUUUCAAGCGCGUCAUACUGAUUAUAGCGAGGAGUUCGUUAAUUUGCCGUGAAGAUUGAUUCCCCCAGUGUGCCAACUCGCUCUUCCCCUCUCCUCUCUUCUCUCUGAUAUGCACUAGUGACUUUUCUGAAUCAGGCUGACUAUGGAUGGAAUUAGACCUGGUGGCUAACAAGGCUAAAUAGAGCGUCGACGCGUAUCAAGCACGACCUGACUUCCACUUUAGGGAUAUGUUUGCACGUUGAUGUACGUUGGCACGCACGCAUGUACACACACACGCGCAUUCAAAUGGAUAUGCUAAAUAAGAAAAACCCUAAAUGUUUGUCUUGGGGAUUAGAUGGCCACAUGUUUGACCAAAUAUUUGAGCGAAAAACUUAUCUUGAUUACCGCCUCCGCGGCUUGCUGCCAUUAAAUUUUACAAACGUCAUGCGCUCUUGACAGACUACAGGGUCUGAAAUGUACAAUUACGGGAGGAUCGUUGGCAGGCAGAUAUGUUUUUCAGGAAAUUCGAGUUUCACCGCUGUUCCUGCUAAAUAAUACGCCAUCAUAUUGGUCUUGCUAUGUAACGUUAAACUAUCAUAUUUUUUUUAGGAAAACGGGACACAUGCGAGUCAAAAUUAACAUUAGCGCGAAGGCAAAUGACGGGUUACUUUGCCUGUAAUAGCCUUCAAUUAAGAACUAAAUCCAACUCCAAAGAAGGAGGAACUGAACUUGUAUAAACCCAAUAGUGGCCGGUGAAAUCACUUUUCAGACAUUCCUAGUAAAAUCUUGAUCACACGCAGAGCACGAGAAAUUCAUGAGAGAAGAAAAACAGGAACAGCAGUUGCCCCUCCUGGAUGUGCUUGCCAGACGAAACCUUAACGGUGAACUUGAAACGACAGUUUAUAGAAGGGCAACGAACACCACACAGAUUCUCAGUUUUCACAGCAACGAUCUGGUGGCUCACAAACGAAGCUGUGUGAAGACGCUUUUCAAAAGGAUCCAAACUCGUUGUAGCUAACCGGAGGACAGAGCACGUGAGGCCCGUUACCUCCGACACCAGUUUGUGCAGAAUGGCUAUCCGAGAGCAUUCAAAAGUCGCUGCCCACGCGGUCGCCACCAGAGAACUCGAACAUCAACGCCACCGACGAUAUGGCAUUCUCUACCAUACAUCAAGGGCGUUUCAGAAGCGACCGAGUGCAUUGCUGCGGAGCUAGGUGUUGGAAUUGCACACCGCUCCAAAGCUGCCUUGUGCAACAGGGUCUUGAAAAUCAAAGACCGGUUAAAGCCUGAGUAGCAAUCUGGAGUAAUUUAUCGCAUUCCGUGUCAAAAUUGCCCUUGUUACUACACAGGAAAGACUGGGCGCAUGCUCGGAUCGCGCAUUCAUGAACACAAGCUUGCUGUGCGACGAGGCGACGCAUUAUCGCAAGUGGCCGCACACAUCUACGAAAUGGGUCACGAGUUUAACUUCGAAGCCACCACAAAAGUCGCGAAAACGAGAAUCAAAACAGGCCGAGAAUUGAUUGAAGCCUGGACCUCGGAUUUGAACUCGGUCAAUCGAUUUAUCGAUCUGGCGCCGGCGUACAGAGUCCUGCGCAGUCAACUCCAGUCUUGCGGCGUCGGCCGAUGAUUGAUUUACAUGCCCUAUAACUGUCGCUUGUUCUGUUGCUGCUACUUCCUCUGACGAUGGACUCCUGUACGAGUCUGAAAGCUCCGAACAAUAAACAAAGUGUUCCGGUGCCCGACUCUUCUUCUUCACUUAAAUUCCUUGUUACAGUUUUUUUUCUCGGACGUCCAUUUAUGGCCUGCAUGGUCGGGGUAAAAUAGAUCCAAGUAUUUAAAAAUAGUUUUCAUUUUAAAAAAUCUUCUAAAAGCGGCUUCUUCUUGAGGAUUUUUAACCAGACUGACAUCUAUCCUUGUUCAUGCGCUCGGCCAAAGUUUCAGAAAGAAUGCCCACUGUACGAGGAUCCCCACCGUCCGGCGCAGGAAUUAACGCUCAGGCUAAAAUCGUGGGUGAAACAGGCUGAUGCUGCCUUCCGCAGUCGAUUGACGGGCCGGUCGCACGACAUCGAGGACAUUUUACUGAAGGUACGUCAACGUUUUUGCCUAUCUGAUUACAAAAUACGAAGAAGAGUGUACGGUCAUACAGGGUUCCAUAGAGACUAUAACCUCUUGUCGGUGAACACUUCUCAAGUACUGAUCGUUAAUCGCCAUGUGUCCGCCUCAGCUAAGGGGAUGAACUCGGAUCCAUCUCGCAAGCGGAAUGGAUAACUUCAGCUUAUCCGCCUGUGAUGGGAGUCUGUUAGUGUACAGCGGUAAGAACGUUGCUCGAUGAUCAUCCGACCUGAAAUCCGAAUCUCAAAUGUUCGAAAUGAGUUUUUUGCCGGCUGAUAAACAAGUCUCGUCCCUGUUCUUGUUGGUAGGAUGUCUGGAUCAAAUACAGGUUGUCUGGAAUUCUGGAAUGAUUUUCUAAAUGAUCACGCGAAACUGCCUAGCCUAAAUCAUGCGGACAGGGAGAAAGAAGGCUGGACUUACUAUCUCAGGAUUACUUGCCGUUGGCCGUCAAUCACGGACAAUGGAAGAGGGGAGCGUCCAGCGGCCGGGUUACGCAUCACACUCGUUGAACAAAGUGCGCGGGACCUAGGUCCAUGUGUCGCAAAACCCAGAUUUAAGUAGGGGCUGGUUGCUGACGGCUAAUAAAUUAAAAUGCUGUCAUCCAAGUGUCCCUUGUAUUUUUUCAUUAAUUUGCUUUUGUCUUCCUACUACUCCGUUGUUUCGGCAUCCUGCCGAUAGCGAUCGUGAGUAUUUAUCGACGUGAAAUCCGCACCCCGUUCACCACCUCCGGCCCGACUGCAUGAAGGAACUCGCCUCUUCCUUUUCUUGUCUUUAAAUUUGUUGCGCAACGACAGUCAAUUCGAACAGAAGGAGUACUGACAGCGACGGAGACAAUUGGAAUGAUCGAUUUAGAUAAAGUAGUCGUCGUUCGUCAGCCAUCCCCAGCAAUCGGAAGCCCGAACACGCGCUUUGUGGCCAUUUAAACUUGUGCCAUGAUCUCAGCCAUUCAUGUGCGAGUGCUCGUCAUCCCGCCUAUGGCAAUCGGAGAAGUAGCUCGCGUAAAGGAGAUUUUCGAUCAGUCCGUGCGCAGUGCCGCCUUAGUGCUUCCGCUUGUUCUGCCUGUCCAUAUUGAGACCUGUGGGGGAUUCAGAUUCACUUUUAGGGAAAAAAAGGACACAAACAUGUGUUUUUCGCACCCAUUCGUGUCGUUUCCACUGAAGCAUAAGCUACAGAUAAGUCGUGCAGCGUAGCACGCCAGCCUUCAGUUAAAAACUCCUUCACAAUCCGGAAGACUACCCAGUCAUUGCCUCCUUCAUCUGCAAACCUUUUGUUUUCACAUGUAUAACCAUGACGAGAAAAUCAGAAAUAUUCUGCUAUUAAAAUGCCUCCGCGGUUGAGGUGUGUUUUGAAGCGCAAUUUAGGUUCCUGAUGUUUUCCAGUUUAUCCGAAGAGAUGUUUGGUGGAACUAUGAAAUUCUUCAUCAGGCCUUUGCGGAGAGAACUCAUGCCAUGUCCAUACUAUCGAAACGAAGCUCAAUAGUUUUAUAAGUAAGGUUAACAUUAGUACCGUCUUAGACAGUUAACAUAAUAGUACAAACUUCAUGACAAUCGCCUAUGAACAGCAUUUUAAAAAGGAAGUGUUUUUCCUUUUCAGAGUCUUUUUUAAGACGUUAAUUUUUCCGUAAAAAGGCACAAAAUGCAACUUUUAAACGACAUUUAUUAAAAACUGUUAACGCAUUUAAAGGGACAUUAAAAACCAAUGAGAAAUCAUCCACCAGUGUUAGAAAUCUCCACAAAAAGUUGAAGAGCUACCUAACAUGCAGUGACUUGGUGUUGUGCCCACAAUUACAGAAUAUUUCAGCCCCACCCAGAUUAUAAAUUUGGAUUUACAAGACAUUUGUUUGAUCCUAUUUUCACAAACUAUAUCGAAAACUUUAAAUAAAUGUGAAUUCUGGCCGCAAUGUCUUAGUCUACAAGUUGUAGAGAGCUUUACUUCGAUCCUGUACCACGCACGUUUCCAUAACGACUACCAGGACCAACAAAUCUCUGACUUUCAGGUUCAGACUUUGGAUAAUUUUUGGCGCUCCUACAAAUUUGGCCAUGCCUUGGAGAGAUGACACUAGCAUAGCGAUCUCAGGUGGAUUCGAACCCACGACAGCAUGAGGAAGGUUUUGAUACAGCUAGCGCUCUUCGUCACAGAAAAAACACCUUGUCACAUAUAUAGUGCUGGGAGUUGCCCAAAUUCUAUCGCACUUGUGGCAUAUAGUGUUGGUAAAACUCCGGCCAUUAGACUACAGAAUUGACCGCACAGCAGAAAGAAUAUAAGAAAUUAGUAAGCAAUGCGUCCUUUCUGUUAAGGAUGACUAAAGUUCUGCCGGUGACGAAAAAAGAUAACCAAACCGCAGAAUUUUUCGCGUGUUAUCUCCCCAGGAGACAGGUAAAAUUUCUACCUAGAAACCUGCCUGAUACCCGCUGUUACUCAACUCAGUACUACUUGCCGCGUUUAUUAGUAGCAAGUCCAUCGCACUUAGUGCUUUCAAAUACGAAUCAUACUUUUGAUCUUAACCAGGGUUCUAUUUGGUUCGGUGCCCACUUGGUGUGAAGGACGUAGUCGACAAGUGAGUUAAUAGUCUGAAUAAUAAAAGUUAAUACUCAAGAAACGCCAUAACUCUGGGACUCAAACUCAUAACUUCAAGGCAUGUUGCUAAGUGGAGAAUGCUUUGCUCCUUUUCGGCCCCCCAUGCACCAAUUAAAUCUGUAGACUGGCCGACAGAUAGGAGUUCAGCAGUCACAUCAUUUUUUAAAAAUGACAGAGUCAUUCUGCUUGUCGAUGACAGGCCUUUAAAAUUGUUGAGCAAAAUUAUGCCUCAACACGCAAGUAGUGAAUUGUUGGACCCAAUCACGUCCAGCGACAAAGGAUCGCGAGUUUGAUACCGAAGCGCGGCAAAUUUGGGAUUGGAUAUGGCCGGAUGAUGACGGCUAAUUCGCCAGAAACUCGCGGAAAUUCUGAUCUCCCCCACCUUUGCGGGCACUCUUCAUUUGCCUGCAAGGGCCGGAAGUACAACGGGACGCGUAGGUCUUGUAACCGGAUUGUUGGACACACUUUCAACCUGUAUUCAACGGUCUUCGAGACAAUAACCUUACUUUGUGUCCUUAGGUUACUAACUGGCAUGUAGUUUCGGAUUCGCCUUUGAAUCUCCUAAUCUUAGUUUCCCUGUCAAACUGUUGUUGUGAUGACCUAUUCUUUGGAAGGCAUGCAUUCUUGCACUCGAUUUGGGACUGCGGAACACUGCCUAUAAAAUAAUUGGCUGCACUCAAUAGCAUAAACGUACAUUAAUUAUUCAGACUCUUGGGACUGAUUUGAGUCUGUUAAAGAGUUUUUCAAUGGAAAAUACUGUUUGCUUAUACUUGCACCAUGCAUAAUUUAGAUCCCCUGUAUAAGUAUCGCUCAGAGCAUACUUUUUAAAAAUAUUAGCAUAAAUACAUGUUUAAUGAAGAAAACGAUCGAAUUUUCUCUUUCAGUAACCAUUUGGACAAGAUGGCUUAAGAAACGUUAUUGAUAUUUAAUUAAAGUUUUAUUGCUUGCAGGAAAUAUUUUUAGUAAUUCCUAGAGAUGCCUUACCACUUGCGACCAUAUACCUAAAAAACUGGUUUUGACAUCGGUUUCCGACUCUCAUAGGGUAGCGGCUUAUAUGUGCAAAAUCAGACAUGUUCCGCUAGCACUAAAAAGGCCCUGCAUGCCUUAACUCGGUUAUUCAAAACAACAACUUUGAGUGCAUAUAAUUUACUAAUGUACUUCAGUUCCAAAGCACCGCGUUUCUCAAAAUCCAGUAUUAGGAAAUAUUUGCUUUUUACGCAGGUGUUAAUUUGAAAAAAAACAGAAUAAAUGUGUGACCUGACAGUUUUGAGUCAUUCAUUUUGACCUGACUUUUGAAAACUCAACCACUCGAGAGAAUUAAAACUCAGGAUCGCAAGAGGAGGCUUCCGUACAGCCAAUGAUCUAUCCAUCUGAGUUACGAGGCCCCACAGGGAGACGCGAGUUUAAGCAAAUUUGGACCAAAUUACCCGAGUUAUUCACAGCUGGAUUAAAAUGAUUUAGUCAAAAUCUGCCAAAACAUCUAUUAAAUACGUGAGCCUGGUAGUCAUUUUGGGGAUUCUAAAUUGACUACUUUGGAAGUCCUGCAUAGGCAGUCAACUUUUUCAGAUUGGAAAAGUUGAGAUAUCCGGGUUGAUUAAUUGAAGACGAAGACAGGCUCUCCGAUUGUACCUUGUGAACCAAUGGUUAUCUCGGGCAUUUCAUCGAGAGAAGCAGACGUUGGGCGCCCUGACAACGGCCAAAUGAGCAGCAACCCGAAGUCUGGAGGGCCAUUCCUUACGUUAAAGGGGUCUCUGAAGCGGUCACGCGACUGUUACAACCCACCAGAGUAGGCAUAGCCCAUCGACCACAAGCAACAAUUAGACGUCGCCUGAUGCAACCUAAAGACCCAUUGCCACCCGCUGAAACCUCAGCAGUCAUCUACAAAAUAAAUUGCAAUGAGGACGACUACAACUAUGUGGGCGAAACCGGGCGGAAGUUGCAAACUCGCCUACAAGGGCACAAAUCGGCCACUCAAAGGUUAGACCCUAACUCUCAACUAACAACACACGUUGGAGAAGCGGGGCAUACUUUUGACCUCCAGAAGGCUACCAUCUUAGGCCGAGGCAACACAAAAACAGAACGGCUAACUCUCGAGGCGUGGUUCUCCGAUGCCCAUUCUAUCAACAGGCAUCUGGACCUUCCUGCAGCUUACAAAGUCCUACGUCAUCACAAUCGUAGAGCUCAGGACCAAAAAACCACAUCGGACAUAAGAAGGCCGCACGGAGUUAGCCCGACGCUGAGUCUACUCGGUGAGGAAGAACAAGAACCGCCAGACCGACCGCCCGACAGAGAUUCACUCAGCUGCCCUCGACGGAGUGGUGACUCACAAAGCACACAGGCAAAACGCCCGUCCACCAUCUCCUGAGAGGCUGAGGCAGCGAGAGGCGAGAAAAAUCGAUCAGCAUAAGGCCGACCAACACAAGCUGCCACUUUAAAUUAAACUUCUGAUCGAUCAAGUGCAUUUUUCGCUUUGACAACGAAGAGCCGACCCAGCUCUUUGAAACGUCAGCACUUAAAUAAAUCUCUUCCGGAGAGCCUGUCUUCGUCUUCAGUCAACUUUUUGUAUCAGAUUUGGUGUUGCUACAAUACAAGGUUGGGCCCAUAACUUGUUGCAUGUGUGAUUAAACUCACAACUCGCGGUGAGGACUCGUGGCUCACGUGGCUAGAGCAUUAAGUGUACUCAAGCCUCUCCUCGCUGUCAAGGGUUCGAAUCCCACCGAUAUACCGUGUUUUUCACAUUUGGCUCAAAAUGAAAGACAGCAUUUUCAGUUAUCGCAAAUGACGCAGAUCACGGAGCAGGUGUAGAUUUGUGAAAAUUCCCUUUACCCCAGAAACCGGUACAAAGAUCUCACUGAAAGCACCACACCAGGAAUUAAUGACUUUCAGUUAACUGAAAGUAAAAGACUUAGUGGACGUAAUAGUAGGCUAGUUAAAAAGAACGAAUUUCUAAAGAGGAGGUGGAAAUACGAAUGCUAUUAUAUUCGAGUGGGGAAAGAAGGAUCAAUUUUCAAAAACACGAAAAUUCUGUUUAUAAAAAUGAUUAAAUAAAUAAAACGGCAAAACCGAAAUAAUGAUUCACGGUAAGUAACUGCCAAAAUUAGCCCAGUAUGCGGUACGGCAGCCAGUAAUCUCCCGAUGUUUUAUCGCGUGCAUUGGAAUUAUAUCACGAGAAUUUAAUAAAAAGCUUUCCGUUUCCGUGCUUUUGACAACGUGAAGGUGGUUUCGCUUGACUUUGCGUCAAAUGGGCAAACGAUUUAACAGGGUCACAUACCGACCUGUCACCUGUCAGAGAAUAAAAAAUUCCGGAAAUCCCAACGUGGUUUUUGUUGACUGUGACGUUCGCUGAAUUCUUUUGCGUCCUUAAAAUGUCAGUGUUCACAGUCGACGUUGUAAAAUGGCAUGUUAUGCAGUUUGUGUUUAUCAAAACCUCUUCUUACAUAGGACGUUCGCAGACAUUUGUUUCCAUACAUAUUAUGGGUUUGGUUGUAUUUUUAGACUCACACAAACGAGAAGCAUAACCAGUAUGGGAUGCUGAGUUCCACGAGAGAGAAAUUGUGAUGAAAAUGAUCUUGAUCUAUCUAAAAAAUCUCUACAAACGUGCGCAACUACUAGGUAAAAUGCACAAAUAUUCGCUGUGCUCCGACGUGAUUACGCAAAUUUCCGCCUUUAUACAGUAUGUGGGCUAACUCAUGAAAUCUCAACAGAAACUCCGAAAUGCGUUUCCGUUUCGAAAAGAUUAAUAAAGUAGGGUUGCAAAACCAAUCAUCAUGCAGCAUAAUUCUAUAGUGAUUCAGUUAUGGCAGGAGGCCGGCUUUCGAACAACGUUCUUUUCGGCUGUACCCAAAAGCCAUACUCCGUAAGAAAUGGCCACUUAAGUGGCAUGCAUUUUUUUGUUGAUCAUCGAUGCCCUUAAAGAUUCAAAUAUAUUUCAUGAAAAAAAUGCAUAAAAAUAUUCAUUCUUUUGCUCAUUCGGUAGAACAUUACGUCCUCUUUUAAUUUUACACUCGAAGAAAGGUUAUAAUUUAGUUUUAUAAAACUUUCCUAAUUCCCGAAUAAUUCUGAAUCCGACCUGCCGCCACACUUGCGUUCAGGAUUUCCAAACUACAAGACGUAUAAUUUCCGCGUACGGAAAACAAUACAUUUAUCUACGGUAUUAAGAAUAGACGAUAGGAGGUUCAUAAAAGUAAGCAGUCGAUUUGAGCCACAUUGUUAACUUAACAAACCCCAUUGGUAAAUGCAGAGACAUGACGUUUUAUAAAGGGCCAUUCGACCGUAUUAAAAAAUAUCACAGUUAGAAGCUUGUUAAAACCGAAUUAUACCCUUCCUUCGAGUAUAAAAUAGUAAGAAGACGCAGUUUUCCACUGAAUGAGCGAAAGAAUGAAUAUUUUUAUGCAUAUUUUCCAUGAACCAUAAUUGGAUCAUUAGGGGCAUCGAAACUCAAUGAUAAAAAUGAAUGCUACAUAAGUAGUUAUUUUUUACGGAGUAUGGAUUUGCAUGCGGCCGGAAAGAAGGUUAUUCGAAAGCCGGUGUCCUGGGGUAACUGAGUUUUUACAAAAUUAUUCUGCACGAGGAUUGGUUUUCCAAUCCUACUUAAUUAAUCUUUUCGAGACGAAGACGCAUUUCGGAAUUUCUGUUGACAUGUUAAGAGUUAACCCACCUACAGUAGAUGCGCUAACUCAAGAAAUGUCAAACAAAAUUUCGUAAUGCGUUCUCGUUUUGAAAAGAUUAAUUAAGUAGUGUUGUAAAACUAAUCAUGAUGCAGCAUAAAUCUAUAAUGAUCCAGUUACCUCAGGCUGUCGGCUUUCGAAGGAACUUAUUUUCGGCUACAUGCAAGAUCUAUACUCUGAAAAACUUACUACUUAGAUAAUAUGCAAUUUUCUCAUUGAUUUUCGAUGCCCUUGAAAAUUCAAUUAUAUUUCAUGGAAAACAUGCAUGAAAAUAUUCAUUCUUUUACUUAUUCGGUAGAAAAUCACGUCUUCUUCCAAUUUCAUACUCAAAGAACAGUAUACUACGGUUUUAAAAAACUUUUCUAAUUCCCGAAUAAUUUUGAACCCGACCUGCUCUUACACUUGCAUUCAGGUUUUCAAAACUACAAGCUAUAUAUUUUCCGUGUACGGAAAACCAUGCAUUUCUCUACGGUGUUAGGAGGAGACUAUAUGAGGUUCAUAAAAUUAAGCAGUGGAUUUGAGCAACAUUGUUAACUUUCCAAGUUACAUUCGUAAAUGCAGAUACAUGACGUUUCAUGAACGACCACUAAACAGUAUUAAAAAUCUCAUAAUCAGAAACUUUUUAUAACCGAAGUAUACUGUUCUUUGAGUAUGAAAUUGGAAGAAGACGUGAUUUUCUACCGAAUAAGUAAAAGAAUGACGAUAUUUAUGCAUGUUUUCCAUGAAAUAUAAUUGAAUGUUCAAGGGCAUCGAAAAUCAAUGAGAAAAUUGCAUAUUACCUAAGUAGUCAGUUUUUCAGAGUAAAGAUCUUGCAUGCAGCCGAAAAUAAGUUCUUUCAAAAGCCGACAGCCUCAGGUAACUGGAUCAUUAUAGAUUUAUGCUGUAUCAUAAUUAGUUUUACAACGCUACUUAAUUUAUCUUUUGGAAACGAGGACGCAUUUCGAAAUUUUGGUUGACAUUUCAUGAGUUAGCACAUCUACUGUAUUGUAUUUCAUGGGUCAAGCCACUCGCUACACAUACGGUAAGGGACAAAUAAAAUUUAUGUAAAAUGAAGCUUCAAAAGGCUAUGGUCCUGCAUUGAAAUUCCUUAUCGACUGUAGCAUACUGCUCAUGUAUCCCUAUGCAGCAGGUCCCAAAGGAUGCGCCACCUUAGGGCAAUGUUCUAAACUAUCCGAAUUGCCAGCCAAACCACUGUACCUAACUGCCAGUCAAGGAGGCACGCGGUAAGACCACUGCCAAGCAGACAGCGUAGCUCCGCCCACCAGUUAGGUAAACAUGUCCUCUACGCGUACGGCCAGUCACUCAUGUGUAACUGGCCUUCCACGGUCCCAGAAGACGGAUCCCUAUAGGGUUCCGAAGACUCGGACAGAUGCAGCAUCUGGUUCGAGCUUCAGAGGUUGCAAAACCUGGGGAUUGAUGUAUGACUGGCUGAUGGUUGCGACUGCUGGCGGAGCUCUAGACCGAACUCCAGGCACAAGGGUUAGAACAUCCCACGUAACGCUACCGAUGAGUAUCCCUCUGGUCGCGGGAUCGAGUCCCGGGUGUUGCGCACCUCGGGGUAGGGUACGGCUGAGAGACUGGAAAUAGCUGAUAGAAGUGAACAGGCGAGUUCCAAGAAGCAGUUCAGAAAAAUGAGAUCACUAGAACAAUAAGUUUAUUGGCCUGACGUUUCGGAUGUUCACUCGAAUCCAUCAUCUUAGACUGCCUUUGAUAAUGAGUUCGAGUGAGAAUCCGAAGUGUCAGGCCAAUAAUCUUCUUGUUCCAGUGAUCGCAUCUUCUUUUUACGAGGCUGGAAAUAGUCAUUCCAGUCUGCCAGUAUCGGGUUUAUUUAUCGUAAUCUCUUCCUCCCUUACCACAGGGACUCUUGACACACUUAUUCACUCUUCUAUUCUGUGCAGUUUUUUUAUCUCAACAGUCGAUGUAAAAGUUUCCGCUACUGUUACAUGGGCUACAGUCCCCUAAUAACUCACUCUCAUCUCCCACUGAAAAAUUGUAAACUUCUGCCUUAGGAAUUUCUGACGCCGUUGUCACCCUGGGAAUUGCGCGGAGGGAGCCCUGUUACCACUCCGCUCUUAUACAAGCAACGGUAAUUUUACAGAAAAUUCUCGUCCACACGGUGGCGAGUCCCUUUCUCGGGUUCCCUUGUCCACCUGUCAGCAGUACUGAUAGUGAGAAGCAUUUUAAUUAAAGCAUUAGCUCCGCAUCGAUCAAUAAAUGUCAGACGCCUGGAAAAGCAGUAGUAGUAGUAGUAGUAAUUGUAGUAGUAGUAGUAGUAGUAGUAGGUUAGGCCUUCAGCGCGAACGAAUUCUUGUAAAUCGGGAAGAAUGACUGCCGCAGUCCGUAUAGGCCUAUAGUGCCCUAUUUAUCCGUUGUCCAUGAAUUUAAAUAAGCAAGACUUUGACUGUCUAACAUGGCUCUACACGAAAGGACCUCAAAUGUGACAGCUCCAAGGAGACCACCAAGACUGAGAAUAAUUCAACCUUCUGAGUGGAGUUCACUGGGCUAUUUUGAUUGUAAUUUCAGAAGCCGCCGGAUGGUAGGAUAACCUUUUUCCAUCCUCAAGUAGAGCUCAAAUGGAGAGGAUCUUAUAGAGACGCUUGGAGCAUAGUCACUGACGUAUCCCAUGCUUGUGGCUAGAGGGGUUAGCUUAAGUAGGUUUGUAGUAUUUGUUUCCUUGUAGCAUAAUUUCAACGUAUUUCAGUCACGACGUUUGAAUACAUACACUUCCGACCGCUUGCAAUAAUUUCUCAAUGAUUUUGUGUUUUCAUACACAUCCAAAAAUAUUUUGCAAAUAGCAUGCUCAAAAGUAUCCUUCUUUAUGUUAAUUUUGUAGUAAAGCACAAUUCCUUUUAAUUUUCUACCCAAAAGUAUAGUCUUUGAUUUAUUGAAGUGAACGAUUACGGCAUUGUUUAAAACCGUUAAAUUACCAAACAAGUACCACCAUAUCUGUCCCUAAUCAUUUUAAAAUGCUUUGAGUCUAGUAGAAUGUAUACUGCGCGUAACAUGGAAAACGUAAAAUAAUCGGUGGCUUAUAAACUGUACAAACUUUGAUGGCAUUUCAGCCAGGAUUUUCACUUCUUUUUCUAAAGGGUAAAAAUGCUCGACAAACUGACAUUCCUUUUUCGUAUGCUUCCACCUGGAAGCCUAAUUGGAAGACUGGUGAUCAAGACGUAUAUUCCGAAGCCACUUGCUUCAUUGAGGCAUGAUGAAUACUGAUUGAGCAGUAUUCUAACUAGUUGAAUAAAGCAGUCUGAAUUUCGAUCUCUGGUCUACUUUGUAGGAAUAAACCCCAUAUCUUAGAAUGAGCAUUGAAAAGUGCUUUCUCGGGCUAAUUUUGCAGGAUAUUAUGCUUUCUCCAAAUGUGGUAACUUUAAAAAUCACUUGUUUCGAUUUUGAGAGGAAGUUUCAAAUGCACGGGUAUCUUAUCUUUCACGCUCGCAUCGCUAACAGUUCAACCGUCACAGACUAUGUUGUCUACUGUGUGCUGGCGGACGCUGGGACGCUGAGAUGCGGGUAAAUUAUUUGAUAACAGACUUGUGCUGCAUCUAUCUCACACUACUUGUUUCCUCACCCACCUGAGCAAGGUGUCAAAACAAAGUCGAGAGGCCCGAAGGUGGCAUCGGCGGCGUGGCUGGCAGAGUUAAACAGUCUGUCUACGCGUGCCAUACAUGCCUGGUCCGCGCACAGACAACAAUGGCGGUGGGUGGCUCUGGCCACAACCGAGGUCACAUUAAUAUCGAACCGAUGAGUCGAACCGAACCCUCGCGUCGUUUGACACCCUUCCAAGGCACUACUCUUAGCACGAUCUCGUGGGUCCGGGCGCUUUGUUGCUUUGUCCGCAACGGUACUAUGGACCGGAGAAAGCGGAAGAGAGUUCCGAACGCGAAUGGCCGAACACGUGUGCAGUGGUGCGGAGAAAUGACGCCAGCUCCCAAGUUGCGGCUCAUUGGAGGAGAUCCGACCAUAUAUUCAAAUUCGACGAGGCCGAAGUUCUCACAAGAGGUAACAACCGCCUGAGCCGGGAGCUUCUUGAGUUAUGGUUUACUGGCCCCCAGUCCAUUAACAAGUGCAAUGGUCUUCCCCUUCCAUAAUCAGUGUCGAGACUUCGCCUAGGCGGAGUUAUUAGCCACGAGGGAAGCGCAAAGAUGUGCACUCCUCCGAACGCCAGGGUCAGUGGAUCAGAUGGUCGAGCAAUCACCACACGAACAUCCAAAGCACGUGAUGAAAUUGCAGCAACUAACGACACGAAUGUCGGCCAUCAAACAGUCAACACUACAAGUGCAACGGUCCCUGAGAAAGGGAGAUCCGUGAAUAUUCAUACAGUAGAUGUGCUAACUCAUGAAAUGUCAACCAAAAUUUCGAAAUGCGUUCUCGUUUCGAAAAGAUAAAUUAAGUAGUGUUGUAAAACUAAUCAUGAUGCAGCAUAAAUCCAUAAUGAUUCGGUUACCUCAGGGUGUCGGGUUUCGAAGGAACGUAUUUUCGGCUGCAUACAAGUUCUAUACUCUGCAAAAAUGACUACUUAUGUAGCAUGCAAUUUUCUCAUUGAUUUUCGAUGCCCUUGAUAAUUCAAUUAUAAUUUAUUGAAAACAUGCAUAAAACUAUUCAUUCUUUUACUCAUUGGGUAGAAAAUCACGUCUUCUUCUAAUUUCAUACCCAAAAGCAGAGUACAAUUCGGUUUUAAAGAACUUUUCUAAUUCCCGAAUAAUUUUGAACCCGACCUGCUGUUACACUUGCAUCUAGGGUUUCAAAACUACAAGCUGUAUAUUUUCCGUGUACGGAAAACCAUGCACUUCUCUAAGAUGAGGUUCAUAAAAUUAAGCAGUGGAUUUGGGCAAUAUUGUUAACUUCACAAGUCACAUUCGUAAAUGCAGAUACAUGACGUUUCAUGAACGGCCAUUUAACGGUAUUAAAAAGCCUCACAAUUAGAAAUUUUUUUUAAAACCGAAUCAUACUCUUCUUUUGAUUAUGAAAUUGGAAGAAGACGUGAUUUUCUACCCAAUGAGUAAAAGAAUAAGUAUUUUUGUGCAUGUUUUCUAGGAAAUAUAAUUGAAUUUUCAAGGGCAUCGAAAAUCAAUGAGAAAAUUGCAUGCUGCAUAAGUAGUCAUUUUUUGCAGAGUAUAGAACUUGCAUGCAGCCGAAAAUAAGUUCGUUCGAAAGCCGACACCCUGAGGUAACUGGAUCAUUAUAGAUUUAUGCUGCAUCAUGAUUAGUUUUACAACACUACUUAAUUUAUCUUUUCGAAACGAGAACGCAUUUCGGAAUUUCGGUUGACAUUUUAUCAGUUAGCCCACCUGUUGUAGAUCGGAAGAACUGAAUCCUGACUGGAAUGCUUAAAAAUACCGUCGCGAGACAGGGCUGAGGUGUACUCAAAGCAAUUGGGUAAACUCAUGAUCUAGGCGUAAUUUAAUGAAAGGCGCUAACCGGUCAGAAACCGGCCUUGACCAGAAUUCCAACCAUAAUAAUUUAUCAGAUUGAGUCCCAGAAGGAGCAUUGACAAUACUAGUACGUUGGUUACAAAUAACAGAUUUCUUAGGAAAACCGCAAACCUCCAAAUUCUUGUCAAGUGAGUAGAUUUGGUCUGCAGAAAUAAAUAAAAACCUGUCUAGUCAAAUAAAUCGUUAGAUUAGACGACACAGGUUUUUUUGCGAGCAUCUGCUUAUUUUCGACAAAGUAACACAAGUUAACUAAACUAAUUAAAAAAACGCGGGAAAUUCGAAAAUUUGAGUCGUAUUCAUCUUCCUUUCGACCAACUCGGCUCCCGCCGACACUAAUAUUACCAACGCGCCUCCGCCCACAUUAGCCUUUAUUACAUGACUAGAUUGAUACUGACUGCCUCUAAUUGUCCUUGUAUUUUUGUUAAAUAUGAACAUCCCUGGAAAUUUUGAAUUAUCCAGAUGUUUCAGUUAGCUUUAUUUAGGCUCCGCCAUGAUGAGAAUUCACCGGGGCGAAACGAAUGCUUGCCAAAUUGAGGCCUACAUUCUGCUGUAAGGAUUUUCGCGUCAUCUAAACAGUGUGUGUAAAGUUAUUUUUAACGCAAGUAUUGCAUAAAUAUUGAUGUGAUAUGCAACACGUCAACUUACAAGAUUUACGAUGUUGAUGUGUUUCGAGAAAGAAGUCAGUAAAAUUCUAUGUUUCAGGUAUUGCAUAGUUCUAGAUGUAUUUGACUAGGACGACGAUUUUCUUGAAUUCUUUUACAAACAAGUGAUAUACAGGAAUAAGUUUAUUAGCAAGGCUACAUGUCAUAGACAAAGAAAUCGAAAUAUAUGUAAUUAGUACCUGCAACCACAAGGGCGACAUUUCCUGUGGAACAAAAGAAAUUUUUCUUGCAAAAUCGUCAAGUGCUUCCUGGCGACAGUGGAGCCAGUUGAAUUCCCUGACGUCCUUGAAGUGUCAGGGAAUAAUUUGAGCAUUUCCGAGUUCUCAUUUGACUUCCCGAAAUUACAGACUGUGUAUUUUGUGUCUGUAAAAGCCUUCUAAAUCAGGCAGUCCUUAGAAGCUUUUGAUGAGUUCUCGGAGGUUAUUUUUCAUGCAAAUGAGGGGUUGGGCCGCAUUUGUAGGCUCGCUUAAUUAUACUACAUAAUCGAGAAAGAAAAUGAGGUUCAACGACAAACGUCUGCGUAGAAUAUGCCUUGAAUCAACCGAAAGAGCUCCUAUCAAAUACCUUACAAAAAUACUUUGUUGGGAUAUUUCACUGAUGAAAAGCCACGUCCCUCACGUCUUUUUCAAAGUAGCGUCAGCGAAAAAAUUAAAAUAGUCUGUUUGCUACUGCUGAAAAUAUUUUCGCCAUGAACAGCACAGCUAUUAUUUCAGUGUUUGCUCAAACCACUUUCCUCACAGCUGUUUGCAUACACGUCCCUACUUACAACUGUAGAUAUAUCACAGAAUUGUUUAAUAAAUAAUAAAAUAUUGCUCAACUGCCAAUGUUCUGCCCCCUGGUAUUACCAAACUACCUAUUGUGAGGAAUGUGACUGCACAAAAUUAUCCCAGCGUAUGCUAAAAAUCAAAAUGCCGGGAAAGAUGGGUCACUUGAGGGAUACUUGCACGUGCGUGGAAAUCGCUGGUACGUUAAAACUAAACACUGCCUUUAGAAGUUACUACUGAAUUUUAGGACUUAUAUAAACUCAUAUAGAUUUAUUGAUCGGCGCUUACAAAAGGGUAGACUCCGUUUGCCUGAGUAUGGCUGUGUUAUACACACAUUCCCUAGCCAAAGUAAGCAUUUUUAAGCUAGCGAUGAUAGGUUUAACAAUGUUCUAUGAUAGAUAAGCAGCGAUGGUAUAGUCUUAGAGUGUUAGCGGCAAGAGAAAUGGUCUUAACAAUGAUCUUAACCCCAAAUCAUGGAGUCUUUCGUUGAUAAAAUAGCUUUUGUGCACGUUUCGUCUAAGAGCAAAGCCCCUUCCAAGCGAGGUAUUCGGCUAAGCAAAAUGUAUAACGUUAGAAAUCUCGUACAUUUAUCACGUAAGUCCUGAUUGGUAUGCUUCCUGCUUCUCUCGUUUUCAUACUUGAUCAUUUUUUUCGUCUUCCCUAAAGGUACAAACUAUCAAGCGGCUGUGGGCAGAUGCAAGUUCGGCAAUUUGUCAUGAAUCGCCUUAUCUGUUUUCCUCGAUGGCGACGGAGGAUUCAUGUUGGAACGGCACUGCAAUCGGACCGUGA